GUUUUGUUUUCAUCCUUACAGCUGGAUUUGAGGCUCCAGGUUGAGUUCAUUUAUGGGUUGCUGGUAGGACGAAGGACAGGUGAUCACGAUGGCUGUGGCUUUGGACGCAGUGUGGGUGAGGGUAAAGAAUGUCUGCAAACAGAAUGGGCUCCUCAUCAUGUCGGUGAUGGCCGUGGUCAUUGGGUGUCUUUUGGGAUUCUUUCUAAGGACACGACGUCUAACAGAACAGGUGAGUCUAUCACAUCUUUGUGACACCAUUCAAGCAGAAAAUCUCAAGCACUUACAUAUGUAGCAACACAAGUGACUCCUCAUGUUGUUCCUUCUGAUUUCUAUAUAAUCCCCAAAGUUUCACACAUAUCCUCGAUCAGAUACUCUACUUUCUAAUUUCAUUUGUAUUUCAGCUGUGAGCCCUCUUGCUCUCCCUUCAUCUCUUCAUGAACUAUCAGUAUGUGAAUACUAUGCACAUUUUCAAGCACAAUCAGUUUUAUUCUUCCCUCAUGUUCUCUUUUUCCAUCUCAGAAUGGUGGUUGAAGAGUUAAGAGUUCUCUCUUAACUCUUCAACCCUUUACAUGUAAUGGCCAACAAGAGCAAGCAGACUGCAACAGCCCCAGAAUUUUACAAUUAAGAGAAAAAGUCCCAUAAUUCACAAACAGACCCUACUCAUGAAUUCUAAAAAGUCCAAAUAUGAUCCAAGUGGUUUUCUGUAAAGGCAACAAUACAUUUUCAUCAAAUUUCUCUGCAAAUGAAAAAGUAAAAUCAAUUCUUCAAGACACACAAACCCAGGAGCCAAUUCAACAGAAAAUACUUCAUCACCAUCAGAAUGACAUUGUCUCGUGGUCUCUGAGGUUGUGCUGCUCCAUCUGCGCUAAGACUGGAUACCAUGAACCGCACUGGGGUAUAAAGUCUGUGUGCUAGUUAGAGAUAAACUGCUGCAUCGUUUACUCAGUGAUCUAGUUUUCAGCAGCUACACUCGGCAGUUUCUUUUGAAAAGCUCUCAGUCUGUCUCUCCUGAUUCUGAAGUAGUAAUGGCUGGAACCACAGCAUUUUUCUGUUGCAUUUAAGUUCUGGGUUUGUGAGCUCCAAUUUGCAUCACAUAUGUAUUUGCUGCACAUUUGGUGUGAAUGGAUUUGAUUAUGCUGCAUUGUUGAUGGUCAUAGUUGGUAGUGGUGGCAGAAAAUGUGUUAAAAUACUUGUUUGCAUCAUAUAAACAGCGCCAAUGGGAAGUAUGAUGGUUCUCCUUUAUUAAACUCCUUAUAGCCUGGUAUCAUCAGUAGCACAGCAAAUGGGAAAAAUGUAAAUGCAUAAACACUGAAAAUGAGUGAGUCAACAACAUCAACUGAAAAGUGAUCAAAGAAGGUUUGCUAAGUGUAAGCACUUCUCAUUAUCCUUCAGAGUAGCAGCAAAGCAUUCUAUGCAGGUCCAAUAAAUGCUCUGUACCAUCUAUACGUACCGGGUCAAAAUAGAAGUCUAUCCAUUUCAAACUCCUGUAAGCACCUUCUGAAAUCCACUGAAGUCACUGGUAGCUCUACAGCCACAAAAGCCAGUGAGACCAUGAUUAAAAGGAUUUUGUUUCUUUUUCACGGCUGCAACUGCUGCUGAAGAGGAAGUGCCAGAAGUGAUAAACUUCAGUUGGAUUUACUUUAAUUCACAUAAUCUGCCUGUCCCUUGCAUUUCCUUGAGGGAACCUUCCAGAGAGUAUCAAUAAGGUCUUUCCAAUCUAAUCUUAUUGUGGCGUGUGGUGUAUUCUGUGGACCCAGAAGCAGAGGCAGAUAGCAAAUUAAAAGAUGUAAUUUUAAUGUCCAAACUCAGGGGAAAAAGACACGAGGAAAGUCCGGUUUGCUGGCUGGCUGUUGUGUGGGCUGGAGACACUGUGGAGAAACAGAGGAGAUGGAAGUGAGAAGACAUACAAAAAUUCACAGGGAGCAAAAAGUCACAAGUACUUAUCCGAGAAGAAGGCCAGGAGAUGCGUCUGUACCACUCAGGAGUGAAGACAAUACUCAGGCGCUGAGACUGAGGGCUGCUGGCUUCUUAAAGGGCCUUGAUUGUAGAUGCAGUGCAGGUGUGGAGUCUCACUCAGCCUCAGCGACCGUGGAGGGGGAGGGUGCUCUGAAAUCAGUGGCGGCUGCUGGUCUUUCAAGGAGGGGAAGCUCAUUUUUCUGGCCUACAUCAUAAUUGUAUUUGUUUAUUAGUAUGUAACAGAACAGAGUCGCCAAACACAACGGCAGUCAUUUUUAACAAAGACAAGAGUCGCUGAGGAUCGGUAAAGUCUCCGGAGCAGUUAAGAACAACGGAAUGAAUAACUUGGAAAAUGCUCUGGUAGAUGUUUUAUUCUUCAAGAUCGCUGAUUCGCUUGUUUAGCUGUCAAUCAAAAAAGGAUUUCGCCUCAGACAGCUCAUCCAAUCAUGGAUGCAGAAGCUUGGAGUCCGGGAGAAAGUCGGGACCGCCCUCUCGCCAUAGAACUCCAGUGAAGCUGGGCUUCCGAUGGGCGGGACAAAGCCCAGCAUUUAUCCAAUGAGCGUCUAGUUUCGCUGCUUCCACAUUGAAGUCAGCAGAAGCCCAGCGUCCGGCUGUUUAAAGCGCUGAGGCGCUGCGAGGAUGAAUGAGAACGAAGUUAUGCCGGUUACCUGUGAUUAUCAGCUUCUUAUCACAGUGUCUGAACAAAAGAUGAAGGCUUUCUAGUGCGUAUUUAGUUAAUGAAAUGUACACACAGCAGUACGUAUUUCACCACUUUUUCUUUUUUUUGAGGGGUGACAUUUUAAGGGAAGCCGAGCUUCCCUUGCAGUCUUAGAGCAAUCGCCACUGUCUGAAAUAUAGUCAAGCCAGACCAAGGAAACAAAGAAAAAACAGGAAGUCCAACCAACAUAAAGCAAGCGGUGGAGGCAUCUCACCACACUAAUCUAAUCUAGUCUAAUCUAAUCUAAUCUAAAGAUGUAAAGAUAAGUCAUUUAUUUAAAAUACAGUGCAAAUCCCUGCUGGUUUGCUUAUUGGUGAACCAGCUAUCACAAAAUCAUCCUAUGCAGCCAAACUAGGGCAACACCAGCAAUGAAGCUGCAAUGACUUCACCCAUGACAAAUGUCAUUCUCAGAAUUUUGUAAUAUUGUGUAUCAGAAGACCUGACGGCUGCAGCUUUAGGACCAUAUCUGCUGGAUUCAAUUGGCAUGUGUCUGCAGCCCCCCAGGUCUGCAGACACAUGCCAAUUGAAUCCACAUACAGAUGCAUACUCUUGAUUUGGUGGACAAUUGAAGCUGAAAGAUUUCUGUUUUCAUUCUCUGUCCUUUCAUUUUUAACACUGCCCUGUUCCAAUACUGCAGCCAGAGUUGAAGCCCAAGUAUCUACCUGCAGGCUACAGCGGGAGGGUUUUAGACUUCAUCUUAUGAAAGUCCUGCAUGUAAAAAAAAAAAUCUGCAAAGAGUGAUGGGGUCAGGACCUGGAUGCUAAACACAAUGUUCUGCUACUCUCAGAGACAGCUUAAUACGAAAACUCUGCUGGUUGGCUCAGUACUGGAGAGUUUUGCACUUUGCUAACAUUGUGAGACCUUUUUGGCCUCAGAAGGGGGUCCACUGGUUUAUGUCUGAUGACAGGACAGGGCUGUCUUUGUGUUUAGUGUCAACAGAUGAAAUAAUCACUGCAAACAAAGAACUGUGUCAGUGUUCACGGGGUCUUAUUAAUAUUCUUUCAGGGUAGUUUGUUUAAAAAGUGGGUGAAAUGGAAACAACGUUUUUUCUCUCAUACGUUUUCCUUUAUAAACAGUGAUUACAGGAGUCACUGUUUAUGUGUCUUUUUUCAAGGUUGUUCUACAUAAGGACCACUGCAGAAGGAUGACAGUUUAACAUUUUUUUGUGCUGGGUUUGGGCGCUACCUUUUUUUUUUUUUUUUUUCAUAGAAUAUAAAAGUUAUAAUUUGCUGUGGAAUUUAUCAGCUAACAGAAGGAUAACUUUUGUUAAAAAGACUUGCAAUAAUUAUGUUCAAAGCUGUAUAUUUUUUAGGAAUGGCCACAGUAACUUCACUGACAGUACACAGUACAACUAACAGGUCUGAGCGAUGCAACUUUUCAACAUCUUAAUUAUGGUGAGCACAUUGUCAUAUCAUGGGAUGAGCAUUGUCAGUCACAUGCCUGAAUUUGUCAUGUUGUCACCACUUACUAAUUGUCCAGAAUGAAUGAAGAUAAAUGUCUACCUGAAAUCACUAACAUGCAAUUUCUCACUUGAAGACUGUGCAGGCGUUGUUUGUACCUUUGUGUCCGUGACUGCAGGAUGUAUAUAUGCAUCCAAGUCCAUCAAAUGCUUAUUGUCUAGUUGGAGUACACAUACAGUUGGUUAAACUAACAACCACUGUGUUCACAUCUUUACAUCAAGGUUAUAUCAAAUUAAGAAGAGUUACAGAGCAUCACAGAGUGGUUUAAAACACUUGCUUUGUCCACCCUGAAAAUGCUUUGGUUAAAUGUAUUCAGAUUUUGUGUCACUUCAGUCUGGUUGGUAGUGUGUCCCACAUUAGAGACCUUAUAUGGUAAAAACUGAAUGCCCAAGGGAGGUCUUAUAAUGUGCCUGUUCCCAGGUGUUCCUGUAACAAGUGAGUUGUUUGCAUUUGUCGGUACUGUGUAUAAUAUGUUGCUCCUCCUGUACUCCGUCCUCCCCCUCUUCUCUCCAAACAUCCACAUAAGAGGCUGCAUGAUACAGUGUAAGAGAGGUUGAAAGAAAAAAGUAGACAAGAAAUUCCUACUUAUAAAUGAGAUUAAGGUGUUUAUUGGCACUUGAAAUACUCUGCAUUAUCUGAUAUUGUUAAUCCCUGUAGUCUUUAUAUUAUAAUACAUUUUACAGAGCAGAAAGAUGGUUGCAGUAUUAGUAUUAUAUUAGUAUAAGUUUUUUUUUUUUUUUUUUUUUUUCCAAAUGGUGCAGCCUAGUGUCUUUAGUUGUAAAAUAGGUAUGUGCCUUAAAAAUCAGAGCUUAAUUUCUGCUGUUCACUGUCCAUUUUUUGCAUUCAACUUAUGUCUGAUGGGGCUCUAUUUUCGUGCCUGCCGUCAGUGUGGCAGAGGGUGGCGCACUCUGCACAAUGGUAUUUUCAUCCGAUGGAGCCUGGCGCACAGCCAGUUUGGUAUUUUCAUGGACUGAGGCGCACCAAGGUGCCAAGCUGGGCGUGGUGGCCCGGUAGGGAGAGGUGUCGACAAAUUCAGCUGGCACAGUGACAUUUUUUUGCUCGCUGGCAGCAUGGAAAGUGCGCUGAAAGCUUGCUGAUUCAAAUCUGGUCAGCUUUCAGCACAGGCAGAGCGCAGCUGGUCUAGUGGUAUUUUGGUAGACCGGCUUUGUAGUACGCAUACGUCACUGAUGCCUCACAGGCAGGUUUCCACAAUGUCAGGCACAUUUCAGUGCAAUAAAUAAUCAACAACAUUCUAAGUCAGCAGAUACAUUUAGAUCUAUAUUGAUGUAUUCUGAUCUGUAUCUUUUCUGAUGAGCACAUUUGGCAUGCGUUUGGACACUCAACUUGACCUGAUUAACACAUCUGAAACUGCAAUAAAUUAAAUAUCCAGUAAAUAGUCACACAUGAUGAAGUUAACAAGAUAUUUAAAUCAUCUCCCCCCUUAUUCUCCAUCUUCCUUGUGCAACUCGACCGGACAUGUCUGCGUGUCCUUGCCCUGCUGCUGCGGCGGCAAGGCUGACCCGAUGAUUUUAUUUAGUGAUCAGAUAAGUUAUUUACUUUAGAAAUUUGAACAAAAAAAUAAAAGAAACUUUCAUUCAAAAUUACCCGUUUAUCUGAUGUUCUCACAUGAGAAUGACAAUCCAGCAUUCAGUCGAUCAGUUUGUUUUUCAGUACCUGGACCCUCGCAGAAAGCCAGUGUAUAUCGAGUUAUCAAGAUGGCUGUGGAUGUCAGAUGAUGCUAGUACUUUCAUCAAUCACGAAAAGGAUUAGGGCAGGGGUCAUAAAAUCUCAUGUGAUCUAGAAUGAGAGGAUGUUAGUUGUCUAAGAGACAAGUUACCCUUAUUAGUUUUACAGAACACAGUUGUGUUGGACAUUUCCUUUUUCUGAAUGCAGCAUCAAGAAUGUAAUUGGCUCUAAUUGAUGUUUAAUGUGGCGAAGUCACAUCAGUGUUUCAAUGUAGGCAGACUAAAAUCAUGAACCUCAAGGCAAUCAUAUGUCACAGAGUGAGUACACUGCACCAUGAACAUCUCCAUAAACAAAAUGCUGCCUUUUUUCCAUCCACCUACCCACCCACCCACCCACCCAUCACCUCACUAAAGCUCUGCCAUAUCCUCAAAUAGGCCUAAAUAUAGCCAUAACGCCUCUACUCCUGCAUGAGGGGAUUACAAUCCAAUCAAACAAAUGCUUUUUCUCCAUGUGCAUCAAUGAGAGUGCCUGACAGGGUGAAGCCUGAUGAGGUGCACAAGAGGUUCAGUCCUUUGUGUUUGCAAAUGAUUUAUAGAGGCACAAAUCUGCUAUUGUUCGAGGGUCAGGGGCGGACAGACUUGGGGACUAUAAGGAUAGAGGUAGAGAAUAAAGAACAAUGCAUCAUGUAGUUCACCAGACCUACCACAGGGGGAAAAAUCACCAAAGUACAAAGAGCUUAACACACAUCGGCUAGCUAAAGACUUGGUGGGGUUUUUUUUCUGUCAACUUACUUUUGUGGCUCUAAUUUUGUCAGCUCUCAUUUUUUUUUGUAUUUCCUAUAUAUAAACUACUUGAUUGAUUUGAUUUCUGAUUAAAAUCAGCAAUUGAAACAAAUCAUUAGCUAGACUCAUCCUUAAAAAGAAUUUUUUUUUUUUUUUUUGGAGUGGGGUUGUUCAGGUUGUUGCCAUAAGUUAGUGCACUAUUUACCAGGGAUGUCCUGAUACUAUAUUGAUAUCAGAUAGUGUUCCGAUAUCAGCAAAAAAAACCGAAUAUCAGAUAAUAUCGGCCUGCAUCUAAAAUCUCCAAUAUCAACCCUCCUAUUCAAGCAGUCAGUUCCAGACUCCGCUCCAGCACCUCUAUCUAACAGCGCCUCUAUCUAUCCAGCAUGCAGUGCCAACCUGAUCACAACAACAGUGUGUACUAAGGUGCAAUAAAAUAGCAAGGAGUAGGAGUGAUGCCGCCCAUGUGGCAGUUUAUUUUGUUUAAGUCUGAAAAAGACAUUGCAGAUGAGUGCAAAACAUGUCAUGCACAAGUUUGUGCAAAUAUCGGAUCAAUAUCAGUAACGGCCAAUAUUGACGGCUACAAUAUCGGUAUCGUAUCGGAAGUAAAAAAGUUUUAUCGGGACACCCCAACUAUUUACAGUGAAUAACAAUAUUAUGUUUGGCUGAGCUGGUAAGAGCUCCUCAAAGGAGCCAAGCUUUACAUUUAGAGUCUGACAUUAAAAACGCAACUUAGUUUUCGAUGUCCACUAUAUUACCUCUUUAGUGUGAGGGUAGGACGCCUUCUUUUGGGUUCAUAUUUCCAUCAGUACAGGGUAGCACACAGUGCUGGUGCAGACAACAGGUGUCUCUGCAUGUGUAGGUGAUUUUAAAUAGGUAAGAGUUUACAGAGAGAGAACCCAGCUGCUCUGCCCCUGAUAACUGACGGCCUUUAUUAGUAUUAGCACAGUGCAAAUGUGUGCAGACACAAACAGCUGUUUAAGCUGACUGACAGCUGAUCCCACUGUGAUCAUCUGCAGGCGUCAUCAGAAACAGAUGUCACUUCUUGUGACACUGAAGUAAAAAAGAGACAUCUCAUCUCUCUAAAAGCACAUCACCACAUUUCUUUUCUUACACAGUUACUCGAGUUUUUAUCCCUGCAGAUGCAAGUAAGAAAAAUUUGGUUACGUUUACAAAGAGCUGAGCUAUACCAGUUGCAUUUCAACAUGGGCUGUUUUUUUAUUUUAUUAAUACAUUUAAAAUUAUUCAAGAAGUUUAGAGGCUUGUAAAGUAAAAUUUCUUCAACAGUCUUAAAAAACGUUUUUUAAAAAAGUUACAAAAUUACCAGGUCACAGGGUUCCCCUUGAAGAAAGUGCACAACCUCAAACUCUGAGUUACACUUGAAUAAUGAGAGCUACACGAUCACAUUUUUUAAAUUCCUAAAAAUGCUCAUUUCAAGCAGACCUCUCUAAAAUUGAUAUACAUCUUGUCCUUUUACAGUCAGAUUACAUUUUUUAAUGCUUUUCAGCUCUGUUCCUCAUGAUUGAGACACCUGAACGGAGAAAUUAAGGCACCAUGAAAUCACUGCAUCUUAUUUUUGAAGUAGUGAUGAGAGAAAUGCAUGUACUCUGAUGCUUCAAAUGAAAUUCUAAAAAAUAUUUUUUUUUUCUGUUUGAAUGGAAAACUUUAGAUAUGCUCUUUAGGGGGAGAAAAGUAACAGAGUGUUCUUUCAAAGUGCUUGUAAUGAUAAUAGGCAAUCCUUGCACUGAAUUUGGAUCAAGAGGCAGGAAAGGAACAAGGAGCUGUGGAGAAGCUUGAUCAAAAUUUGCCCAUAUGAAAAGUUUUGAGAUUGGCAGAACUAACCUUUUUCUGUGUACACACACACACACACACACACAUAUAUAUAUAUAUAGCUUUUGCCCACUCAUACCAAAGGGUGGCAGCUUUAUGUCAUUUUGGAUGGAGACACUGCCUCAUCACAGCAGUUGUAUUAAAGCAGAGGAGGGCAUAUGAGGGCUUCUUAUUAGAAAGCAUAAAUGUGUUGAUGACUAGAUUCACAUAUACAAUCCCUGCAUAAUCAAUGCCAUCCCACACUAUUACCCAAUGAUGUGAAAGUGUUCCAGGCGCAGCAGAGACUCAUUUUUGUCACUAUUCAUCGGGUCAAAUUAGUGCAUGAUACUGUUAUCCUUGUGUAACCUUCAUGAAUGCAAGUCGAAUCAGCUCCUUGUCCAUGCUGUUAUCAAUAUAUCCUCCUUUUCAGCAGUGAGGUGUUGCCAGCACUCGACUGGAGCUGUAACAUACACCAUCAGCCUCCAUUAUUUGGUCUGCUGCACGCCUUAACCUGUCGCUGAUGUAAUCCAGUUGCACAGACAGUUGCAGUUUCCUUAUGCGCUCUCACUUUGGUUACACCCUUCUGUUUGCACAGACACACAAUCCUAAUAAAAUGAGGUCUUUUGAUAAUUGUGUGAGUAAACUGAUACAAUUUUUUGCUUUCUUGUUGAUCAAAAGAGACAACUUAUGUGGAAGUUAAGAAAGUAGAGACAAGAUUAGGACACCAUGUUAGGACUUAAUUAUCACAGAUAUAUAUAGGCACUGUGAGGAACAUUCAUGCUGUGUUGUAAUGGACUGAUUCAUGGCUGAAUAAAAUUAUUAACUGUGAUAUAAUAAACAAAGUGAAGAGUAAGCGGUUACAAAGGUGACCAGACAAACCAGUUUAACAUAACCCAUAACAACCCGAAUAUCAUAAUUUCAGUUCCUGUUUAUAUCAGAACAACAUUAACGGGGUUAUGGUUGAAUUUCUUUUGGUUCUCAAAGAGCCAUGAAGUACAGAAGUCUGUUGCGUUAACUGACAGGAAUUAAACAAAUAAAAAAUAAAAAAAACAUCUGAAUGGAUCUUGUUAAUUUGUCUUGGUUAUUUUCAUUUGCAGUUCAAAAAUAAAAAAAUGAGUUGAAAAAGGAGACAUAGAAAAAUGCAGGAAAUGCACCAGUGAAACUACCAGAUGUGGAAGAUGGACCCAGAUAUUGACUAUUCAUUCCAGAGCUCAGCUGAUAACUUGUGAGUUUAACCAGUGGUUUUUGCUUUAUCUUGGAUUUGUAGAGGCUUUUUGUCAGUUUGCUUAAUAUCCUACAAUGGAGCUUAUUGCUAUCCUGAGCAGAUGCAGCACUUUUCUUGUAAAUAUAGAAAUAUUCAGAGAAAUAAUGUCAUAACAGAACUAUUGUAUUCAUGCAUUUUUUAUUCUCUGGGUCCAGUCCCCACCUGUAACAGUGUUUUUGCAGUGCAGUAUGAGAAGUGUGAGUCUGUCAGAGGUUUGGUACACAGAUUAUAUAACCAGCAGCAUCAGCAUUAGUGUCCUGACCUCUGUGAGAGAUCCACUGUUUUACUAGUGAUAAACAAAGUUUUUCAAAGCCAAGGAUCUUGCUCUUACUUACACAAAUUAGAUGCACCAAUGCCCGAUUCAACACACUUGGGGGUAACUGCCACAGCCUCAAUGAAUCUAACACAAGCAGAGAUAGUUAACAGAGAUAUAGAGAUACAUAACAGAGAUAGUUUUUUUUUUUUUUUAACUUUUAGACCCUGUCUAAAAUAGCCAUUAUUCUUUUAACUGUCACAUGUGGUCACAAUACCUGAGAUCUAGAAAAAGCACACUUAUAAAGAGUCAGAUUAUUAAGGUUCAUGCUGUAAACUGUGACAGCAUGUUUACUUUAAAAUGUGGAUACUUGUUUCUCUUCUGUGUUUCCAGUGAGCUUGAAAUACUUUGACUGUGAUGUGCAGCUUCUCUAAGUAACAAUCACAGCAUAAUAAAGAUCUGUGAAAAUAUAAAGUCAGUGGCAGAAGUGAGGAAGAGAGAUAAAGUUCACAUAAACCACAGACCAGCGAGGAGAAGGUGAGCAGAGGAAAGACAGACCCUCUGUGCUGCCUGUAUGAGUGCUGAUCCUGCUCUUAUAUGGCAAACUAAGCUCUCUCCGCUUAAUGCCCAGCAGAAAAGCUCUUUAGCCGUCAUUAUGCACCCGCUUCAAUCCACCGUCCUCCCAUAUCUGCUGAUCUCCACAACCUCAUACUCACUUCCAUCUAUACAAUGCACAGUUUGUUUAUGUUGGUUAAUCAGCAGAGAGAUGGUGCUCUGGUGUGUCAACUCAACUGCUAUAAAGCAUCCCCUCCUUACACCUGCCACCUAAAUGAAACAUGACAAAGUUUUUUAAGAGUCCAAGCUUUUUUCAUGGAUCGGGCUAUUAGCCUGGGUUUCAUUCUGUAGCAUCUGUGCAGCCUUGAUGACAGAUGGCACCCAGCCAUUUCUCUCUCCUGCGAGAGACUUUUUAACCCAUUUUAACCGGUUUUAAACAACUUUUAAGAGUGCAUUUUAAGAUUUUGCUGGCUUUUAAGUUGAACUUUUACCGUGUAUGGGUUUUUAUUUUAUUUUAUUUUAUCUGUUAUAGCGGAGAAAAAGAGUGCAGGUUCCCGCAAGCCGUCGUUUUUAUUCGGUUUUAAAAUGUUCUGAUUGCUUUUAACAUUAUGUUCCUUGAGCAAAGGAUUAUUUUUAUCUUUUUGCUUUUACCGGAUAAAAGGUUUUAGUCAUCAGACUCUGGGAUUUUAUGCACUCUUGCUGAGUUAGCUACAUGGCACCCAUGGAGGCUACCGCCAUAGACGCUUCCUUACCUGCUGAAGUUGGUCAACAACUUAAAAGAGCCCAGCGAAAGAUCGCCGAUCUUCUGGAGGACAUUGGUCGACUCUCAGACGAGCUGCAGAGGAAGGACUCACUCCUGGCCAUUUUUAAAUCUCGGCUCCCGGCGUUGUCCAGCUGGCUGGAGAGCACACAGAAAAAAAGAAACAUUGCGAGUUUACAACUGUUGCAAAACUCUGCAGCACGUGUGCUGACGAGGACCAGACGGCGGGCACAUAUUACACUGGUUUUAAAAUCACUGCAUUGGCUCCCUGUGUGCUUUAGGAUUGAUUUUAAGGUCCUUUUAAUGGUUUUUAAAUGUCUUAGGGGUCUUGGACCUUCUUAUCUUUCAGAAUUGCUUUUACAAUAUGAACCCUCGCGGACCCUGAGAUCCUCUGGCACUAGCUUUUUAAUAGUCCCCAAAGUGAGAACACGAACUUACGGUGAGGCAUCUUUCCAGCACUAUGGCCCCCGUCUUUGGAAUAGCCUGCUGGAGGACCUUAGAGCCGCAGAGAAUGUUCAUAUUUUUAAGAGCAGGCUCAAGACCCACCUAUUUAAUUUGGCUUUUAACUAAUGUCUUAUUUUUGAUCUAUAUUUUUGUCCUAUUUCUAUCUUAUUUUAGUUCAUUUAUAUAUUUUAGUCCUCAUUUUACAUGUUAUGUUUAUUAUAUUUAUGUACUUAUUUUUUAGAUGGUAUUUUAGCUAUUUAUCAGUAUUUUAUCAUUUUAUCUAGUUUGAUGUUUUUAGCUGAUUUAGUCUAUGUUUUUAUCGCAAUUCUCCAGUGUUUCCUCAGUAGGGGGACCACCUGCACUGAAGGCUGUGACUGGCUCUGUCUAGGGUUUCUCUGCCUCGUGGUGUGCACUCAGCUCGGCCAGGUGGUGGUCUGCAGCAGUGCUUGCUGCUGUGGGCCCCUUACUGGCUUGUAGCGGGGUGCGCACCCGGGUGGAGGUGUCCUGGCCCUGGGCCGUGAGCAGCCUCCAGUGCAGCUGGCCUCCUGACGUUUCCUGACUUGGCUCCUCUGUACUUAGCCACACGCUUUUAAGAUUGCAUUAUCUGUGUGUGUGUGUGUGUGUGUGUGUGUGUGUGUGUGUGUGUGUGUGUGUGUGUGUGUGGGGUGGGCUCUCGGUGAGGGUUGGGGGGGGGGUGGCAGGCUGGAUAUGGGGGGGCUCAUUGUUUUAAAUUGUAAAGCACUUUGUGCUACAUUUCUUUUUGCCUGAAAAGUGCUAUAUAAAUAAAGUUUGAUUUGAUUUGAUUUGACAGUUGCAGGCUGUUCAGUUACGCUUUAAAAAAACUUCCUGUUUUCCAGUACAAUCUCCCAGCUGUCGACAAGAGGAUAACUGUUUUAAGCAGCACAUCCCCAACACGAGGGCCACUUAAAUGUAAACAAAAUACUGAGCAGAUUUUUGAGGGACACCUGUUGCACUCAUUUUUACCCUUCAUAAUGAUUUGCAGGCCAAUAAGAGGCAACGUACUUGUGCUAUUCAAUUUUGAGCUCAAAGUGCUGUGUGCAAACACUGGAACAGGAACCAAACACUUACACCAAUAAAUCAUAUACUAUGGACAACUUGGCUCCGCCUUCGUCAUUAUACGAAUUUGAAGCCAAAUUGCUCUUGGUAUUACCGGGAUUUUCUUCACUUGCUGGAACCACCACUUGCGCAGUAGCAUUGUACGUAUUUGGUGGGAGAGUUGCUGUGAUGAGGUUCGGUUCAACCAGCGUAUCCCCUGGGUGAAUCUCUACGCAAUCUUCGUACGCCUAUAGGCUGUAUCAAGUGUCAAUCAUAGAAAGGAUGACCCCCCCGAUAACUUUUAAAAAUGAAGCUGCACAGAAAAAAGAGGACCUGAGCACAAACCAGUCUUACAGCAACUUCAUGUCAACAUCACAACCCGCGGGGAGGGAAAUUCAUAAACUGUGUAAUUAAUUUCUAAAGUUUGUCCACAGCUCCAUAGGGAUUGCUGGGGGAGGCGGGAUUUAUGACCUAUACUGCAGCCCAUCACCAGAUGGUGCUGCUCUCACGGCGGCUUUAGCCAGUGAGGAGGCAGAUGGUGUCCAUUCUAUAUACAGUCUAUGCCUAUACCAGUUUCAAUCUGAUUGAGUUGUAUACAUGGAAGAUAAAAUCAAUCCCAUACCACAUUAUCGAUAUAGUGCGAUAUCAGUUGGACUCGUGCAUUUAUGUGUUUUUUUUUUUUUUUAAGUAGACCAGAUCUCACAAGGAUUGAAAAAAGCUGUUCAGAGAGGUUCAGGAAUUCACAGUCAUCCCUGUGUCUUAUGUUUUGAUCACUUUGCUCAGGUUUAGUAAGGCCAAACUAAAUCCUAAAAUCUUACACCUUUGUAUUGGAGGUUCAGUAAAUUGGGUCUCCUUUAGCUGAUUUUGAAAAAAAAAGUGUUUGUUGAUGCUUCCUUAAGGUAGAAUCAGAUGAUUAAUGACAAGAUUGGUUAGGUUUUAUUUGAUACUACUUUUAGUGCUUGUAUUUGGGUUGGAUUACACUCUUAAGGCCCCCUGUGUGGAGUUUGUUGAUGUUAAAGAAACGUUUACGAUACUGGAGCAAGAUGAACAAAAAAGAUGGUAGAAGUAUUUUUUAGACAAAGAAACUCCAUAAAAAGGGAUUAACCAGGUAAUUAUUGGCAUUGCACUCUGCACCUUUUAUGUCAUUAUCUGUUGUCUUUAGUUUUCCACAGUAAAUCAGCCCCAUUUAUGCCAAAGCUAUGGACCACCAUAACUACCAGAACAGCCUCAAAGCACCAGAGGCAUUGAUUCCUAAUGUCAGAACACUCUACCAAAAAGAGGAGCACAGUACUUCAGAUUUGCCCUCAUUUGAUGUUUGAUGAUAUUCUUGGAGAGUACUUUCUACAACUUUGUGCUGAGACAUGCUACAAGCUGUGUCUAACUUCAAAUCACUGAAAAGGCAGACAAAAUGAAGUGCUUCAGGAAGAGGCUGAAAAGGGCUGAAAUGAAGGUUUCACAGAUACCAGCUUAAUUUGAGUUUUUUCAGACGCUAAUUAUGCUGAGCUACUCUAUCCCAGGUAUCCCAAACCACCAUAUGAAAGGUAAAAAUGAGUUGUAUAGGUAUUCCUGAAGCACAAAUAUCAAUUUCCAUUUACAUUAUGAUUGUUCAGCUACUGUAUGUGUGUAAAUGAAGUGUAAAAUUAUAUCAUUGUCUUACAUUAAAAAAAAUAUUUAGAGGCAGUUCUACAGCAUGUAAAAGACUUGAAAGUGGAUUGAUGGGGCAGAGUCAUGUCACUUUCUGGCAUGGUAGAAACAGAGCAUGACAGGAGUAAAGCCGAAAACAUACAGGAUCCGUAUAGAGCGUGUUUUGUCAGUGUUGCAUCUCUGCUUCGUCGGGCAGCGGUGUCUAUCGCCCACAGGAUGUGUAUUUGGAGAGUAGCAGCAGUGUAGCGUAGCCCCGGUCAAUAACAUACUCAAUACAGGUUGUUUUGCUUUUCUGUUGUCUAUUUCCUGCUACUUUGGGUAUAAUUCAGUGAUUGUUGAGGUUUUACUGUAUGUGAAAAAGCAACAUGAUUUUAAAGUUCCGGUUUUUGCAGGUUGACUGGUGUUUAAUAAAGUAAACUAUGUUCCUUUAUGAUGUUUUAUUUUGAAACUUACCGGAUGCACGGUUUUUGUGCUUGACAUCCUGUCUAGAACGAUCUUCUCUGUGUAGAUUGACGCCUGUUGGAAGUAUAGAGCAGCAAAAAUAGAUUCGGCACGUAUCUUCAGCAGUGCCGCACUCGAUACACAUCUGAUACAGAGCUGUGUCCAACCUGCAUGCAAUGCUGCAUUGAUAAGAAUGGCAACCUAUUUGCUGCGUGACACGUGACACACGGAUCCUGUAUGUUUUAGUCUUAAGACAGAACAGCACCAUCAUUUGUGCCAUUUUAUUUUGCAAUCCUAAGGAACACUAAAACAGAUCAAUGUGAUGUUGUGGUUCUGUGUUUAAGUAGGGAGGGCUAUGUCUGCAAAAGGAUUCCACUGAAUAAAAGAGACAGCCAAUCACUUCAAGUCAGCUUUUCUAUCAUUUUUAAAGCAGUAUGUUUUUCUUUGAAUUGUGCUGACUUGAAUGGACAUUGUCCUUAUAUCAACACCAAAACUUUGCAUUGGAUUUAAGGUCAUGGUGACAUUCACUGUUUUAAAGGCAGCAAAGAGAGAUCAGGGAGACAUGCAGGGAAGAUCACUUUUCUUUAAACGUCCAGCCUAUCUCUGCAACCAGGCACUUGCGGUCACUGCUCUUCUGGAUUUGGUCUAAAUUUAACCACAUCUGCUGUAUUAUGUUUCCUAUUCAGUUAUAAAAUGGAUGCAGAUGUGUCAUAUCAGAUAACUUCCUAUUUGUGUUCCCCCAUCUCUUAUCUAUUGUGUGGUCUGUCUGGUUUGUUAUGAUUGAUUCAGAGCGAGGACUCAAACCAGCGACAGCUGCAACAAGGACUAUAGCCUCCACACAUGAGGAUGCUUAAACUACGAGGCUAUCACAUCCCAGGAGGCUCUAUUGCUCUCAUUUGUUCUCACAGAAGUUCAACUGCUUAGAUCUCUCUGCAGUCACUUCUAAAAACACUGGAACAGUAUCAUUAUUUUCAAUUUCUCAUUGAACACUUCUUUUAUAACUUGAACUUCAAAUUAUACUCUACAAAAGACGUGAAAAGUGAACCAAACAGUCACAUCAUGAUUAAAGGAAAUAUUCUUAUAUUAUAAUUAUAGAAAAAUGGAAAUUUACUGUCAGUAAAAUUGAGAAAAAGCCAACAAAACUAAACAAAACAAAAUAAAAACAAUAUGUUUGUUCAUAAUAUUACAGGUCCAUAAAUUUUAUGAACAAACAAAAGUAACUUGCAUGUCAUCAGACAAGAAUUAAGAUUUGAACCAAACUGAGCCUACACACCCUCUUCUUAUCUCUUUAUAACAGACUUUCAUGUGGUGUAUUCAGUCACUGUGUAAGGCAGCUAUCAACAGGAUCUCCAUCUCCACAUGAACUGUUGACAAAUGUGUCAGUAGUAGUUAGACUUUAGCGUGCUGGAUACUUCAACACUGAUUCCUGUUGCAGAUACCCUAAACCUCGCUGUGACCAUGGAGAUGACUUUAGAGAAAAGAAGCUUUUUCAAGCUCUUGAUUCGUGGCCAAGUUCAUUUUGACAGACUGGGAUAUGAGGCAAGGCUGGAUGUAACAGCCUGGCUGAUGAUGAACAGCUGUCCCCUGUUGCUCUGGAUGGAGGCCAGAGUUAAACCCAGUGACCACAGAAACAAACACAGAAAGCCUGUGAGAUCUGCAGACUUCUGCCAAAAUACUACCAAAAACACCGGGCCUUUGAGACGGUUUGCCAGAGUUUAUUUUUGUUGUUGUUCAUUCAUACUUUGAUAAGAGGGUUAUGCUGGUUAUUUAUGGACUUAAUGGACUUUUAACAUGGUUGUUAAGAUGCUGCAUUAGGGCCACGUUUUGUUUCAUUCUGCUAUAUGAAGCUUUCAGGCUUUAUAAGCAACCACACAUGUACAUACAGAAAACCUGGUGUUUAAGUCAAGCACUAAGUGCAUUUCAGUGGCAGAUAAUUACUUCCAAGUGAUUUUUUGUAACCUGUAAACUCUGGUUUUGCUUUUUCUUCUGAGUAAAAUCCAUCCUUUCUUCUGAUGCUCUGUUUUUGAAAAAAUGACAUAAAUUAUUAAUACAGGGUGACAACGUCUGAGCUGCAUAAAGACCUAGAGGGGAGGCACUUAAUGCUGAACUUCAAUUAUAGUGAAAAUAUAGGAUCUUAAGAUUACCAUAAAACAAUAAAAAUUGAAGAGCGGUAAACACCUGUUUGGAUCAUUCCAUGGGUGAACAGGUUUAUUGGAAACAGGUGAGAGUCAUGAUUGGGUGUAAAAGGACCCAAAGGGAUUAAUGGACCAAAGGUCCAAUGGUGUUGGAUGGCUCAUCUCGCUUUGCUGCAGGACAGAAAGAUUCAGAAGAUAUGCUUUUUAUUUUCUAUUUAUUCUGGUCUGCAUCAGUGAUCUCUUCUUCUGAUAAAUCUACAGAAACGUCAUGAAAAAACAACAACAACAGAAAUACAUCACAGGAAUAAUAAUUGAAUAGAUUUAUUAUAGACUGAUCAAAACAAAGGUAGGCUGUAAUGAAAGCUUAUUCCACCUACCAUUUUAAAUAACAUGCAGGAUUACAAUCCUCUCCUACUCAUGCAAGUACACUAUGUGUAAGCAUUUUUUGAUACACAAAUUGAAUUUGAGGUAAUUAAUUCCUCAUCACAACUGCUCUGAAAUUUGACCCCUUUAAGAGAGAAACAUGAAGAUUUCUUUGGAAAUCAGUCUAUACAAAUGAUUUAUUUGAGUCUAUUACUCUCUCUGUGGUUUGGGGCAAAUAGGGAUACAGUCACAUUAUAGGAAACAAAUAAUCAGAAAUUAUUCACAAGUAGUCAAAGCAGUGAGUCCAAAUUGAAUUUUCCAUAUUAUAAAACUUAGACUAGACUUUCAUGAUCCUUUUCCUGGCAGUAGGCAAAUCUUUGUGCGAAAAUCAAGGCCUGGAUCUGCAUGUUAUUGGGGAUUUUAAGAGCUAAUAACAUUGAUAACAUUGAAGUGUAAAGUAUUUGUCACUUGUCAGCAGGUGUGUGUCCUGACUGUAUCUGUAUUUUUGUAUUGUUUAGAGGUACUAUGUUCAAGUUUGAACAUUACAAAUUAAGACAGUAGAUGGGAAACACAUAAGUUUUCAAUGCUUGACUCUGGAAGGACUGUUAAAGAUCAUUGUCCAAAGUCACAAGGUUUAGGUACUUCAAAUAUAUUUUAUGAAUAUGAAUCUUUGAUUUUCUAUUAACCUGUCUCAUGAACAGAUCUUUAAAGUUAUUUGGGACAAUCCACAGGAAAGUAAAUGUGCUAAAUUUAAAUGCAAAGAAAACCACUAUCAGCCUCUUACAACAAAGUUUCCAGUUUUGUUCCUUUGCAUGUGUUCUGCCUCCACCAAGGUAAAUGGGUUGUCUGUCUAUUGACCUAUUAAAACAGAAAACUGAACAAUAAAUGUGUUUUUUACUGUAAGUAUUCUGUGGAGUGUCUGACCAGAAUGAACGUUUUGAAGAUCAGUGAUUAUUUGAUGCUGCACACUCCGAAAGAAAGUGGUUAUUUGGCUUCAGAGUUAACGAUUGAAUAUUCUUUUGUAUGCAACAAGACUGAAAGACAAUGCAAUGCCAUGCAAUUUCCAGCACAGUGAACGGUACUUCAUAUUCUCAAAUGAUGUUCUGAGAAUCAUCUCCUGUUGUUGCACAGUGUAAGUGGCCACUGAGGUUGUGCAAUACCAUCUUGAAUCUACCUAGAGGACUUACAUUUAUAUUUUCACAUUAAUUGGCUGAUGAGAACUCUGGUGGCAGGUGCAGUCAAGCAUGCAAACUGGGAUUGGAGUGCAAUCAAUCAUAUCACUAUUAAUGAGACUUUAUGCCUGAUAUCCUGCAGCCUAUAUGAAGAGUGAUCAAAGCAUGUGAAAAUGAUGGACUGCAUUUAAAUAUAUAUAUAUGUGUGUGUGUGUGUGUGUGUGUGUGUGUGUGUGUGUGUUUGCGUUUGUAUGCGAUUGUGUAAUCUUCAGCUCAUCCUUUUUGUAGCACGUGGCAGGGUUAUGUGUCUCAGGGUAAGAUUCUCUUCUACACUGUGUUGAAUUUGGAAUUAAAAUAGCAAUCUUCUCCCAGCAGAGUUUGACAAUACCUUUUGGCUUGUUUAUUGAAGUUAAUGGAUGCUUCUAAGGAUGCUCUUAGAAAUUCAUUUUUAGCACAGAGUGAACACAAAGAGAUGUCUGUACCAGUAUGGACCAGAGGAAAAAUUAAGCAGCAGUACUUUGAGAGUGCAGUUUGGUAUUUAAAGCUGUGGUAGGCAGCAUCUCAUAAGUGCCAGUUUUUGGGAGAAAUUUUGAAUGUAAACACUACCCCCUCCCCACCAGUUUUCGCCUCAGCUCCUCCUUUCCCCUCCCUCCCUGCUCCAGCAAGCCCCACCCACAAACAGGCGCUCGUGCUUGUUCCGACUCCCUGGCAAUUUACAACCAGACUAGUAAAAUAUCAUUAUGAUUACCAAUCACAUCAGCAAAGGCUUGAAAAACUUUUGUCACAACAGAGUCGGCAGUAGUAAUGGUGCAUAGAAGAUGACACAUAAGAUAAAAUAUAACAUAAAUUGAUUGGAAAAAUAAUAUCCAAACAAUAAGUCCUCUUGGUCAGGUGUACAUCAUGUAGGCCCUUUAUGGUGUACAAACUCCACGCUCUGGUCUUUCUGUUAUUCAGCUUGUGGUACCUGAAAUAAAGAGAGAAAAGUGUGGUAUGAAGAUAUUACUCUGUCUAAAAUAUUUGUUGUACUUUAUUAUUGUACUUAUUAUUUAUUUUAUCAGUUAACUGUCCAAGCAGCUUCACCAGUCAACAACACCACUAAGCAGGCUUUUUUAAAACAACAAUGGUGCCUGCAAUUAAAUUCAGAUAUAAUAAAGAUAUAUACUUUAGAUAAUUAGAAAAGGGGCCCAGUCAACAUGAAAGUAAAUAGUAUUGGUGCUACUGUAGAUGCCAACAGACUACCAUGCAGACACUGGCGACUGUAAGUGUGCAAUAUGACCAAAAUGUCGUGUCCUACAGCCUCUUCAAUACUGCAGCACCCCAUAAGAUGGCCGCUACGACCACUUACAAGCAGAGAAAAACUAACUUUAGCAUCAGGCUGAUGCAAGCUACAAAAGUAGCUAAGCCAGUGAACUUUACAUUUUUUGGGAAAAUAAAAAAAUCCACCAAAGUAGAACAAAUAAUUGUCCUUCCGAUGGUAACAAAGCAACUGCUCUGUCGUCUCCACCGCUCAAAGGCUGCCCCGAUGUUGACUCUGGUUUGUCCUCUUGGUUUAUCCAGAGCCUUCUUUGUCACAGCCCUUUCUGCCUCCAUCUUUCUGUUCUUUGGCUGUGUAGCUGAUCGAGCCGUCACGGGUACUGCUGGAACUUGUAUUUUAGGUUGCUUUUUCUGUGCCAUUGUAAAAUGGUCACAUAUUCUCCAGCAAACAAGGGCUGUGUCUGAAAUGGCAUACUACUCGUACUACUCAUACAAACCCCUCCCCCGAAUUGAGUAGGCAGUGCGUUCACACUGUACAGUAUGCAAAUUUCGCGUAUGCGAGAAAUGCCCAGAUUUUUACUCAAUUGGCUUUGAUUUCUAAGUAUGGAGCGGAGCUUGCUUCACGUACUGCUUCUGCCCCACAAUGGAUUGCACACUUCAGCAGGCAAUAUGGCUCUCUUUCCUGAGGCUGAAAAGAAACAGAUGGCAUGUGAUUGCAAUAAUAAUGAUAUAUAUAUAUAUAUAUACACUCACCGGCCACUUUAUUAGGUACACCAUGCUAGUAACGGGUUGUACCCCCUUUUGCCUUCAGAACUGCCUCAAUUCUUAGUGGCAUAGAUUCAACAAGGUGCUGGAAGCAUUCCUCAGAGAGCUUGGUCCAUAUUGACAUGAUGGCAUCACACAGUUGCCGCAGAUUUGUCGGCUGCACAUCCAUGAUGCGAAUCUCCCGUUCCACCACAUCCCAAAGAUGCUCUAUUGGAUUGAGAUCUGGUGACUGUGGAGGCCAUUUGAGUACAGUGAACUCAUUGUCAUGUUCAAGAAACCAGUCUGAGAUGAUUCCAGCUUUAUGACAUGGCGCAUUAUCCUGCUGAAAGUAGCCAUCAGAAGUUGGGUACCUUGUGGUCAUAAAGGGAUGGACAUGGUCAGCAACAAUACUCAGGUAGGCUGUGGCGCUGCAACGAUGCUCAAUUGGUACCAAGGGGCCCAAAGAGUGCCAAGAAAAUAUUCCCCACACCAUGACACCACCACCACCAGCCUGAACCGUUGAUACAAGGCAGGAUGGAUCCAUGCUUUCAUGUUGUUGACGCCAAAUUCUGACCCUACCAUCCGAAUGUCGCAGCAGAAAUCGAGACUCAUCAGACCAGGCAACGUUUUUCCAAUCUUCUAUUGUCCAAUUUCGAUGAGCUUGUGCAAAUUGUAGCCUCAGUUUCCUGUUCUUAGCUGAAAGGAGUGGCACCCGGUGUGGUCUUCUGCUGCUGUAGCCCAUCUGCCUCAAAGUUCGACGUACGUUCAGAGAUGCUCUUCUGCCUACCUUGGUUGUAACGGGUGGUUAUUUGAGUCACUGUUGCCUUUCUAUCAGCUCGAACCAGUCUGGCCAUUCUCCUCUGACCUCUGGCAUCAACAAGGCAUUUCCGCCCACAGAACUGCCGCUCGCUGGAUAUUUUUUCUUUUUCGGACCAUUCUCUGUAAACCCUAGAGAUGGUUGUGCGUGAAAAUCCCAGUAGAUCAGCAGUUUCUGAAAUACUCAGACCAGCCCUUCUGGCACCAACAACCAUGCCACGUUCAAAGUCACUCAAAUCACCUUUCUUCCCCAUACUGAUGCUCGGUUUGAACUGCAGGAGAUUGUCUUGACCAUGUCUACAUGCCUAAAUGCACUAAGUUGCCGCCAUGUGAUUGGCUGAUUAGAAAUUAAGUGUUAACGAGGAGUUGGACAGGUGUACCUAAUAAAGUGGCCGGUGAGUGUAUAUAUAGAUAGAUAGAUAGAUAGAUAGAUAGAUAGAUAGAUAGAUAGAUAGAUAGAUAGAUAUAUAGAUAGAUAAACAAUAUUUAGUCAGUAUACAUUACACAAUUUUUUAUCAUCUUAUCAAAUUUUUAUCUUUUUACCAGAUUUGUUUGUAUUUUAAAUUAGGAUUGUAGGUAAUGUUUUUAACUAUUCGUAUGAAUUGACUUUUUUUAUUGUCUAGUAAAGAUGUAUUUAUUACAAGUUUGAGCAUCUUCUCAUCUCUUAAUGCAUCAUCAAAGUUGUCACUCAUAUUAAGCACAGACCUCUGAUUAAUAAAAAUUAUUAUUGGUAGAGAGCACAUGGUUCAGAAUAUACAAACAGGGGAGUUUCCAGUUGACAAAGUAUAUGUGAGCUUUACUAAUUCUUACUUGUGGUUGAAAAUCCAUCAGGAAGUACAUUGCUGCCCUGAAGAAAAGACGCCUUUGUCUUCUUGCUCUAUGGUUUUCAGCCUACACUAGACAGAACUACCCAAUGGUUUCUGAAAUUAUCAUUGUACAUGAAAAUAAUGUAGUCGGGAAAUAAUGUAUUUGCCAAGAAACAACCGAACAAGGUCAUAAUAAUUAUGUUGUGUGUUGGUCAUUUUGCAGCCCUAUGCUGCUCAUCACAUGCCCAGCAGGUGGUGUAUAGCAUUAUCACCAUGGAUACACAGGUGUUUGUGUUUUUUUUUUCCUCCACUGCCGCUCGGUUUGUGUCGUGUAGUUGUUGAUUAUGAAAACACUUCGCAAUAAUUUGGAAACAUGAAGGGGGAGCUGCUGCUGCCCGGUGUUUACAGUACGUAGACGCAAACACCCACCGAGCCGACGGUCUCCGAAAACGCCGAGACAAAUUUACAAACAGCCGCUAUUUCAAACAACUGGGCUCAUUAUCGUGAUGUAAACACUUACUUUCUCACUAGAAAAAAUAUUAUUACUGAAUGAAUUUAUAUAAUUUGUCCGGAAUGCAGUCGUUUUGUGUAGCUUGUGGUAGGACUAUUUAAAUUUUCCCGGUGCUGUGUCCGGCCAGCACGAAAUGCAUUCUGGGGUAUUUAGUAUGCAUCUGUAUGUAAACGCUCGGGCAGCCGCGGCAUACUCAAAUCAUCAUCUUUGAGUAUUCAAUAUGCAGUAUGUACUGAUUGAGUAGGUAAAUAGACAGUAGGCAGUAUGCCAUUUUGGACACAGCCAAGGUAUUUCAGCAGAGAAGCCUGCUUGCUACCUGCGGCAACAGCAAAGCAAUGCGUGUGCCCGCAGGUGGGUUAGGGUGGAGUGGGGGGCAGAGGGGAGCUGGGUGGGUCCAGGGCAAGACUUGAAGGCAUCUGAUUGAUUCUUCACUUUCGGACCGAAUGCUAUGAUUGGUCUAAAUUUGUACAGUCCUGCGGCUUCCACAGAUCUCAGCGUCUUUUUAUUUCUCUUUCUGAAUACAUUAUGAGUUGACUACUCUCAGGGUGGGAGGACCGUUUCAACUACUGUAACAAAAAGUGUCUCCGAACAUCACUGCCUACCCUACCUUUAAGAUACAGAGGCAGUUAAUAUUUUACCUAUCUCACAGUUAGAGGUAGAAUCUGAAGAAGAACUUCUGCAAGACUUCUGUGUUUCCUCAAGGCUGCAAAUAAAACUUUUUAAAAGAUGAAAUGGCCUUUGUCAUUUCUUUACCGAGCUUAGUAAAAAUUGAUUAAUUAUAGAAUUAUUAUGGAGAAAUAGGACAAACUGCUGUCUUUUCUUCUCUGUGACAAUGACAUGAGUUUGCUCAUUUGCUUCUCUUGCAGUGUGCCAGACGUCCUCACAAUACCAUGUUCCUGCUCAUUAACUUUAAAAUACAGUCUGUUCUUGUUUGAUAGCCACCGUAUCCUCCUCUGUGUUAUGUAAGCUAGUGAAAUAAAAUGACAUUUGUAUGUGAUUCAUAGUUCCAUGAAUGACUCCAAUUUUCUAAACCCUUGGAAAACUUUGUAAAAUGUUGAUAUGGGUACAAUUUGAGGGUUUGUUAAUCUUUAAACCCAUUUAUUUCAUUAAUAACAGUGUAAAACAUUAUAUUCAAUGCGUACUGUUUGGGAAUCCCAGGAGACCAGUUUGUGUAUUUUUAAAGUGAAACGUUUUCCCAUUCUUGACUGAUUAAUAAGACCCCAGGUCUGCUUAAUUUCUGUCCAUCUUGAAAGGGCUUUGACCCAGCAGAGUAACCUGUGUUUCUGAAUCAUAUUAUACAUGGGUUCUUCUUAAGUAGUAUAGUUUUAACCUGUAUUCUAAUGACAUUAAAGGACCUAGAGGCAGACUGAACAACUGGAGAGUGUUUGUAAAGUGGGGUGCAAGAGUGUUUAUUUGAUGCUGUGGCUGGUUUUGUCUGAGACUGAAGAUGAGGACUGUUCUGGCAGUGUUGGUCUUCCAUAUAUGGGCUGCAGAACAGCGUUGAUCUGGUUUGACAAAAAGACUGAAGGGCUUGUUGCAGGUGUGUGAUCAGGUGUCAAGAUAGAAUUAGGCAAGGGGGAGGGGAAGAGGAUUGAAGACAGACUCACAGCCAGUGAUGUGACACAUUUGUGGGUGCAGUGAUAACCUGAGCUCACAGACAAUGGGUUUUGGAAGUUUUUUUGAGCCUAUGCAGUGAUCUCCACUGCAGAGUCAUGCCUGCCCAAAGAUGGCCAUCCAAGAGUUGUUUUUUUAGCCUUAUCACUUUUGAAAAUGGCGAUUUCUCCUGAUGGUCUAAACUUCUGUGUAGCAGUAGCACAGGAGGUAGAGCAGUCAUUCAAUAAUUGGAAGGUUGGCAGUUCAAGCCCCACCCUAUCCUUAGUCUGUACAUUGUGUCCUUGGGCAAGAGACUUAACCCACCUUGCUCCCAGUGUGUUUCCUCCACUUGUGUAUGAUUGUGGGUGAUGUUCAGUGGUGGUCAGAGAGGCAGUAGGUCUGCCCCAGGCAGCUGUGACUUCUACUGUAGUUUACCACCAUCAGGGUGUGACUGUGUGAGCAAAUAAAUAAUGUAUCCAACAUAAAGCACUUUAAGAUCACUGAUGAAAAGGGCUGUAAAAAUCUGAUGCAUUAUUAUAAUUACAUAUAACCAUGAUAUUAUACACUGCAGGCGAUAAAAUCCCUAAAAUUCAAAGACAUGCAAAUUUCUUUUUCUUAAUAAACAUUUUACACAGGGCCCCAUCUUUUUUGGAAUAAGGGUCACAUUUGGAUAAAAAAAAAAAAAAGUCCUUUGCUUGGUAGCUGCCAUUACAACUUCAAACUGCUGUCCCUCGCUUGUUGGCAUCUUUUCUGGCUGCAUCAUGGUUUACUGAUGCCAGAAGGACUUGGGGAGUAUCUAUUAGGUUUAAGUGUCUGGUUUUCUAUAUGUUAGACCUGUCAGACUAUCUUAGACUGGCCUUGCUGGGAUUGACUCCAUCCUGCUGCAACCCCAAACCGGAUAAGUAGUGUACAAAUUGAUGGAUGGAUGAUUUGGUAAGGUUAAGGCACUACAAAUGUCAUGUGUAUUUUCAGGAAAACUUUAUAUUUUGGACCCAACUGAUAAACUGACACUUGGUUUUAGGGAGGACAGGAAUAACAUCCCACUGGGUUAAAAGAGAAAAUCCUCCAACAAGCUUCUGCUGCGUUAUCGUAACACACCACCCUCACAAAAAGGUGUGCUGUGAGGUCAUGAUAAGAGGUUUAAGAAUAAGACAGAACAUACAGUACAGGAACCUUUGGAGACUCACUCAAUUAUUUGACAAAGUGAUGUUUCACCAGUUUGUAAUUUACUUGCACUAAUUAGUUUGCCAUUUCUUUCUUGCAGGAGGUGAAGUACUUUCAGUUUCCUGGAGAGCUACUGAUGAGGAUGCUGAAGAUGCUGAUUCUCCCGCUGGUUGUGUCCAGGUAUAGAUGUUUAUCUAAUACUUCAUUAUGACCCUCUCAUACUGUUUACACAUCUGCUUCUGAGCUCAGGGCUUUUGUCAUUAACUUUCAGUUUGUGUCCGUUUUUGCUGCCCUGGUGGACAAAGUGGAACCUUUCAUGUCCUCAUGGGUCCUGUCUCUGUAUGUGCCCAGUGUAAUAUGAUUAAAUACUUAUCCUCCUUCAAAAGUCAGUUUAUCAGUCAUUAUGAAUCCCUGCUAAAAACUGUCAGCUGCUUGCCUCACUGUGUCUGACACCUACAUGGCACCUACUUCGCAGUCUGAUAAAGACUGCUAUACAUACUGUAUAUAAGACUAAACUUUUUAGACUCAGAAUGGUGUAUAAAUAACUUGACAACUGUACCCAGAGCUGUAAACUUUACAAAUAUAAGAGUUUCAGACAUAAUUUGCUGAACUAAUUUCAUAUAAACUGAAAUCCUUAUUUAUCAUUUUUUCUUUGUUGUUAAAUGUAUCCUAAAAACCUAAAUGUUUGAUGCUCAAAAAUACCAACCAGGUCAGUGGUUCUGGAGUGAUUCACCAGCAUAUGUUCACAUAACACUAUCAAACAUGUCCUUUGUGGAAACAAAUCCUUUAUCUUUAAAUUGACCAGGUGUAAGUCUGUGUGGUAUCAGACAUUAAACCUCUAAAAGUGACCCUGCAACAUGCAACUCCUAAAUUUUUAAAUAUGAGCAGCAUACCACAGGUGGAGAUCAAGUCAAGGGCCAGGUAUGAAUCAUCGUCUUUGUUUUGGUCCAGAGUAGUUUGGGCAUUUGAUUUUUUGGUAGACCCACAAGGAUGUUCAUUUGCUAGUCCCUACAAAGGGACAUUAUCUUUACAAAAAUGGCCAGAAUUCCUCCCUAUAGGGUUACCAAUGGUGUAGGUAAAGAAAGUAUAAAGAAAAUAUGUGUCUUGUGGCUCACAGUAUGUGUAUGAGUUCAAUGACUGGAAAAAAAGUGUGAUAUCAAUAAUAUGUCUGUUUCUUUUUCUGUUGUUUGGGGCACUUUUACAUUGGGACACUGCAGUCAGAAACAAAUAUUUCAAUUUUACACUGUGACUUUAAGAACAACUUAGCACCUAGAAGAUGCAGACAUUUUUACCAGUAAAAGAUAUAUCUCCAUUCUGCUGUGUGACACUGAAAGUCAGUCUUUGAUUUGACCUCCUAAAGGUAUGGGAACAGCCUGAAACUGGACAAAUGAGGGAAAAUAGACUAAGCAAGAAAUCACUAAAGAAUUCCCUCCUUAUUAUUACUCCUCAUUGUUCCUUUCUCUAUUUUUUUCCCACUUUUUUUGUCCAACUGUUUUAUAUUUAUUUUUCUAGUUGAAGCACAUGAACUAGCCCUCAUUAUUUAUGUAUGUCUUCCUUUAUAAUAAGCGAUGCAGACAGUUAUACUCAGUUCAGCUAUACGUUCUCAUUAUUUGUCUUGUUUUUUGGGGGCAGUCCAGACCUUGCAUCAGCAUGUUUUUUCUUUUUUUGCUCACUUUUACUUUAUCUUGGACAUGAGUGACCAGAUUUAAGUCUGAGCAUUCAGACCUUGGGGUCUCCAAAGAUCAAAGGCUAUUCUCCCGAACCAGAUAAUCAGAUGCAGAUAACCAUUAACAGAGGGCUCUGCCUGGUUAUGAAACAACAGGCUCUCAGCGACCAUUGUUGUAGAUUAAGGGAAGUGUCCUUUAAGUGUUUUGACUGAUGCAGACUAAUACCUCCCCGAUUAUUGCCUUUUGUGGACCGUCUUUACCAUUGUUGUUAUUAUUAUAGUAGUUUAAGCAUCUAGGUCAUGAGUCAUCUUACAUAUUUCGGUCACAUUUACCAUCCAUCUUUUAUGAAUGUUUUCGGCAUGAUACUUUGCAAACCAUGAGCAGUCCCGACAUAUACUUGACUGGCUGUGUCGAGUGAAGGUUGACUGGCUGAAUAUGAGCUGGAGGUAAAAAUGUGAUUCAGAAAAUCAUCAUUGUUUUCCGUCUGCUUCUUUGAACCAUAUACUAAUGGCUUUCUUUUAAUCUUUUAAUGCUUUAUUAAACUCACUAAAAAGUGUGUAUAAGUUACUCUCUGUUUAUAAUUGAGUUAGUUGGGUGAAGGCAGCCAUGCUUUCUUCUCUUAAUGAGGACUCAAGGCCUCCUUUAUUGUUGGGUUGUUCUCAUGUUAAAGGAGGGAACAAGGGGUCAUGGGUUAUCUGUUUGUUCACUGAGGUGCAAAUUAGCUCACAUGUGGAUGAUAAAAAUACUUCUACAUCUGACUGCUACUCUUAGAAGACUUUAUUCUCAUCUGGUCAUGAUGUUUUUUGUGCUUCUUUCCAUCUUCAGGGUCAAAUGUCUCUUACACAAAUCCAGAACACAAGUUUAUAGACAAACUUGAUCAGGUACCCUCUUUUUUGUAUGAGAUAUUUUACCAAUCAGUGAUGACACAAAGUUAUUAUGGCAGUAUUUCACUUCCCAUAGGUCAGGCUUCUCUCUGAUGAUAAAGGAAAAAUGUACAAAAUGUACAGAUAUCACAAAGUUAGCUGCAAUAAACGCACUGCAGAAGUCUUAAUUUUUAGCAAUAGUUUAUUGAACAGUUUGAUGUUAAAAAUCACAGUUUUCUCACUCAUUUUACCUGACAGAGAGAGGCCUGGAUUUUUCUUUUUCAUGCACUGUUAUCUUGUGAUAACAACCUAUCAUCUCAUUGUUUCAAAAUGACAAAGAUCGUUUUCUGGUGAUAACGGAAAUGGCGUUUUAGCCGACCUAAAACUAACUUUUAAAAACUCCUCCAGAGUGGGAUAUUUCUGAAAAGCUGCAGUCAUCGUUUUCAAUAGGAAAAUUGGUGUUUUCAGUAAAAACAUCACACUUCCAUGCAUGUGCAUUACACUUUCAUAGUGGGAACAUUUAGCUGCCAUGCGCAAAUUGGACAAGGACAGUAACAAUGGCGGACACAUCAUGAAUUAAUUUGUUAUCACAAGAAAAUGAUCUUUGUUAUGUCAAGACAACUAAAUUUAAAUAAUUCAUUAUCAUGAGAAAUUGAUCUUUGUUAUGUCGAGAUAAUGAUUUAAGUCAUUAACCUGAGACAACAGUGCAUAAAAAAGAAAAACCUUGUAGAAGGAAAAGUUGGAAAAAUAAAAAUAAUUUUAUUUGAAAGAAAAUAGGCAUAAAUUAUAAGCAAGUCAUAAAUAAGUCAUAAAUCAUGAGAGAUGGUUUUACAUUCUUGAAAAAUAUAUGUCAACUAAAAUUUCACGCCACACCGAGAUGGUUUAAUUUCUUGUAUUUGUUCUUAUUUAAAUAAAUACUCCAGAAAGCAAACAUCCUGCAGUGUCAGUAUUGAUCCAGUAAUGUGCAGCCUAAUAAGGCAGUACUUAUAGGAAAUGGGAUCCUGCAGGUGUGGCAAGAAGCUGUCUUGGAGGUCUUGUCUUACACUGAAGAGAUCUGAGGCCAAUUUGUGUCACUCAGCAACUUCUGGAAUAUACACUCACCGGCCACUUUAUUAGGUACACCUGUCCAACUGCUCGUUAACACUUAAUUUCUAAUCAGCCAAUCACAUGGCGGCAACUUAGUGCAUUUAGGCAUGUAGACAUGGUCAAGACAAUCUCCUGCAGUUCAAACCGAGCAUCAGUAAGGGGAAGAAAGGUGAUUUGAGUGACUUUGAACGUGGCAUGGUUGUUGGUGCCAGAAGGGCUGGUCUGAGUAUUUCAGAAACUGCUGAUCUACUGGGAUUUUCACGCACAACCAUCUCUAGGGUUUACAGAGAAUGGUCCGAAAAAGAAAAAAUAUCCAGUGAGCGGCAGUUCUGUGGGCGGAAAUGCCUUGUUGAUGCCAGAGGUCAGAGGAGAAUGGCCAGACUGGUUCGAGCUGAUAGAAAGGCAACAGUGACUCAAAUAACCACCCGUUACAACCAAGGUAGGCAGAAGAGCAUCUCUGAACGCACAGUACGUCGAACUUUGAGGCAGAUGGGCUACAGCAGCAGAAGACCACGCCGGGUGCCACUCCUUUCAGCUAAGAACAGGAAAAUGAGGCUACAAUUUGCACAAGCUCAUCGAAAUUGGACAAUAGAAGAUUGGAAAAACGUUGCCUGGUCUGAUGAGUCUCGAUUUCUGCUGCGACAUUCGGAUGGUAGGGUCAGAAUUUGGCGUCAACAACAUGAAAGCAUGGAUCCAUCCUGCCUUGUAUCAACGGUUCAGGCUGGUGGUGGUGGUGUCAUGGUGUGGGGAAUAUUUUCUUGGCACUCUUUGGGCCCCUUGGUACCAAUUGAGCAUCGUUGCAACGCCACAGCCUACCUGAGUAUUGUUGCUGACCAUGUCCAUCCCUUUAUGACCACAAUGUACCCAACUUCUGAUGGCUACUUUCAGCAGGAUAAUGCGCCAUGUCAUAAAGCUGGAAUCAUCUCAGACUGGUUUCUUGAACAUGAAAAUGAGUUCACUGUACUCAAAUGGCCUCCACAGUCACCAGAUCUCAAUCCAAUAGAGCAUCUUUGGGAUGUGGUGGAACGGGUGAUUCGCAUCAUGGAUGUGCAGCCGACAAAUCUGCGGCAACUGUGUGAUGCCAUCAUGUCAAUAUGGACCAAGCUCUCUGAGGAAUGCUUCCAGCACCUUGUUGAAUCUAUGCCACGAAGAAUUGAGGCAGUUCUGAAGGCAAAAGGGGGUCCAACCCAUUACUAGCAUGGUGUACCUAAUAAAGUGGCCGGUGAGUGUAUAUACACCCCCUACUCAUCUUUGUGUAGUUUCUUUCCACUUCUUGUAAUCCCUGCUGUUGACAGGUCAGCCUUUAACCACCAGUGUGACCUUUUUGUUGUCCAAAUAAGUCAAGAGUUAUUCUAAAAAUGUCCAUGUCAUCUCCUGCCACUACAGUAACGCCAGUCUGACAGAGGUCAGACUGGCGGAUUGAUAUAAGUAUGUGACACAUGUGAUCUGGUUGUUCCUUGUUUCUCCUUUGUAAUUCAGAAUUUAUUAUCAAGCAGGAUCUGGAUCAUUCUAAAGAAAACUGGGUAAUAAAAUCAGAUGGCACCUGAAUGUCGUUAUUAAUGAGGGUGUUCCGUCAAACAUUAAUCCAAUUACUAUAAAACAGGUGUGAGUGAAUCUUUAAAAGCUCACUUUUUGACAUUUAUGCAAUAGACUGAAAUUCUUUUUGUCUUUUUAUGGUCUAAAAAACAAACAAACAUUAGCAAAAAGAUUGACAGUUUAUUGUAAUCUUUAUUGCCUAAAACUGGUGUCAACCAAACAGCUGAAGAUACAGCCCUGUCUGUACAUUUUCCACAAUAAGUAUUCACAGUAAAUAAUAAAUUGAAGUAAACAGUUAUGAGACAAAAUCAAUGUAACACCAACACCUUGGUAUAAUACAAAGCCAAAACGGUUGACCAGCUGCAAAAUUGACUAUUUCUAUGAAUUUCUAUGUUUCGAUUCAGAUCAGGGACAGCUCAAAGCAAAGGCAAUAUAUACAGAUGGCUUAGGCACCACAAUCUGCAUGUCUGAUUAUUUUAAUGUAAAUGAAUUACCCAGGGUGCAAAUACUAGCGAAAAAAUGGAGGUUUGAACUUUUUUUAAUGAUACCCUAGAAAUGAACCAUCCUUAUUGAGGUGUGAGUGUUCUCCCCCAAAAGCUCCACAAUGUCCUUUUAUCCAGGCACAUUAUAAUAAGUACAUUAUAAAAACCUAGACAUAGAUCAAACAAUGAAAUCAGGAUAAGGGGUUUCACCAACUAACUUGCCUACUUUAAUCACUCGUGUAUGCAAUAGGAAAUCGUUACCUAGUCUCACUGUAAAAUGUUUGAGAUGUUGUCAUUGUGCACCAGUACAGGGUGUGAGUUGCAUUGAGGUUUAUAUGGAAAAUAAUACUCUGUAGCAGAAAAACUUCCAUUGCACAGUUAACAUGUACUGUCAGUUUUCCUCCCUAAUUCCCAACAAAAAAGUUCCCACAAAUACAUUUUGCACUCCAAUAAAUUUGGGGCCCCAAAUCAUAGUCCCACCUGGUGUGCCAAAUUGGCUUUAGUCAGCCCUCAUUUAGACAAAGUGAUUUACAACAUGCAACCUGAGUCUUUGUUAGAAGAUUUUUAUGGAAAGCCUCUUUUUGUGUGGUAAAAAGAUUUUUCGUUAGACACUAUGACACAGGAACAUGGCCAGCCGCAAGAUAAGACUUACUGCUCUGUCUAAUGAACAACAUGCAUUUAAAAUUCCACAUUAUUAUUAUUAUACUAACUACUCAGCUAUAAUGUGUCCAGACUGUAUAUAAGAUGGACACCGUCUGUCUCCUCGCUGGGUGAAGCCACUCCGAGAACAGCACCCCCUAGAGCCUGGCUGCAGUACAAGUCAUAAACCCCACUUCUGCCUGCAAAGUGAAUUGAGCGGCGGACGGCCUUUAGAAAUCAAUUACACAGAAAAUACACUUUUCUCACCCCUGACUGCGAUGUUGACAUGUAGUUAUUAUUAGACUGGUUUGUGUUCAGGUCUCUUUUUCUCUCUGCAGCUCCAUUUUAAAAAGUUAUUAGGAGUUAUAAAAACAGGAAAUUGCGUCAUUCUCUACACAAUGCACUUGCCGCUUGUACAUUGCUCUUUUUCGUUCAUCAUCAAGACCAAUCGGGUUUGCUAGCUUUUGAGCGGGGGCUUUUUGAGCAGAGCGUCAUCGCUCCAAGUCUCCUGCCCAGCCAAAAACGUCUGCGUACAAUGCUUCUGCGCAGCUCUGGUUUCAAGGAAGUGGAGAAAAACCCGGAAUUACCGAGAGCUUUUUGGCUUCAAAUCCGUAUACAGGCAGAAGGCGGAACCAGGUUGUCCAUAGUAUAUACAGUCUAUGGUCCAAGUACAUCAAGUAAUGAGUAAAGUCCAGGGGUCGCAGCUCAAGGAAGAAUAUUUAUGAUCAUUUCUUUAUCAAUUCCUUGAAGUAAUAAUCAUCAUAUUAAUAAUUUUGCACUGCAGACACGGUAGUUCUUCUGCCUUAGCAUCUUGGUCUGAUUGCAUUUCCAUGAAGUAAUGAUCAUAAAUGUUCUUCCUUGAGCUGCGUCACCCCGCUUCAGUCGAUAAUGGACUGGACAAGGUCUCACAACAAAAAAGGAGCUGCUGGAAGAGAGUAGGUGAGUUGUGUUUAGUCUCUUUGCUAAAGAAUUCAGGCAAAGUUAAAAAGAUGAUUGAUGGCUAGUACUAUGGCUGGGACCCUACAUGUACUGUUGUUUAAGUUAGGUGCUGUUCUGAGCAUUAUUUGUGGCUAUAGAGUGGCGUUUUGGUUGAGGUUUGGUUAUGGCUCCUGGGACAGCUGUGUAUUGCUAUCCUGUUGUCGUUAGUUGGUAUAAAUAGAGAAGCAAGCAGUCGGCAACAUUUAUCUUUCGAGAGGGUGUCUAACUCAGUGUAACAGUGUGUUUGACCCUAAAUUAAUUUUACGACGGAAUAUUCCUGUAAAUAUACGUGCCUGCAACAGCAGGGCUUACAAUCAUUACGACAUAUUUUACACACAGUUAUGUCAUUUUGAAUCAAUCAAAUGGACAUAAAGUCUGACAAACCAAGAGAAGAGCUCAAGCAUUCGACUCCCUGGCCCCUAAGAAUGAAAUAACACAAAUUCAAAGCAGUUCAGCACUGACUCAGGUUGAUCUCCAGGAUGUCCAGUUUUUGUAAUUUGGCUUUUCCUCGCUCUCUUUUUUCUUUCUUCGCACUUUGUCGCUGAACUGCCACUCAUAUUUAGCUUAGUCCUAGCUUGCACUUUGUUAAAAAGUGACUGAUGAUGACAUUAGUGGACAGCUGAUGACUAUUUUACCCAGAAGACACUUGGAGACAGUGUCGGCGAUCAACUUGUAGAUUUACACAUUUAAAGUUAACUGUGAGAGUGAAAAUGAAGCCAGGCAUGCAGCACAAUAUUUAUUUAAUCUUUUACACCAAACUACAGUUCUCAGUUGAGUAAAGUUUUUACCAACCAUGACCCAUCCUUAAUGGGGAAAUACAGUAUAUAAAUCCACAUAUCUCCAAAGUGCUCCUUAUUAGUGAUUGGAAAUUUAGUCAGAUUCACCCAUGGAGCACAGUGCUCCCAUUAAUUUACCAUGCAGAGAUGACAUGAACGUUCCCAAAAGUUUUAAACACUAGGAGCUCUAUUAGGGGCUAAAAUGCUUUGUGAAUAAAUUUCAUUUGUAUCAACUUUUUUUUUUUCUUAGAAAAUAUCAAGUCACAACUUACAGAGUCAGUUUUCUUCUGGGAUAUUUUUACAAGUGGGAGGAUAAAUAAAUCAACAACUUCACCUGUUCAUUUAAGUUGUGACACAUGGACUAAACAUACUGCACGUUAUCUCCAGUGAUGCUGUGAUCAUAUGCCAUAAGUUUUUUUGAGAAUGGUGACACACAUUGAAAGUAAACAUCGUGAUAAUAAAUUUGUACUCUGAUGAGUGUUUUUAAAGCCAUAUGGAGGCGACAGUAUUCUACCAAGACUGUUUCAAAACCAAAAGAAAAAGUCAGAGUAGGUGUAACUGUCUGCUCAAUUGGAACCCUCGUACAUUCAUUCAGAACAGCUGCUUCAAGACUGUUUUCAUGAUUGUACAUGUGUUUUUGCAUUUGUGUGUGUGUGUGUGUGUGUGUGUGUGUGUGUGUGUGUGUGUGUGUGUGUGUGUGUGUGUGUGUGUGUGUGUGUGUGUGUGUGUGUGUGAGAGAGAGACAGAGAGAGAGAGAGAGCACUCUGUCCUGAAUGAAACCACAGGGAUUAAGAUUUGAUCCUUACAUUCACAAGAGAAAGCUAACACCACUGCUGUACCGGCUUGAUUUAAAAGAAGCUGUGGAAGUGGUUACUGUAGACCCCCAGAUGGUGACUGCUCAUUGAUGAAUUAAUUAAACACGCAGAGAUUACUUGAACACUUUCCAAAUAAGUCUUUUUUUAUUGUACCCAACAUGUUUAAAUGUGGACACUGCUACAACUCAAACCUCAGCAAGUGUUGGUGUCUUAUUUCUUAUAUAAACUAUAAAAUAUUGAAUUUUCCCUCAGAUAAGAUAUUCUUGUAAAAACUGUCUUAUUGGGCGUAAUUACAACAAUGUUCAACUGUCAGGUCCAGAAAGAUCUAAUUUUUAAUAAUUUUGUUACUCUGUUACUCUUGUUGUCUGAGUCCGAACUUUUGACUGUACCCAUCAGCAGGAUGCCCAAAUUGUACAACCUAGACUUUGAAGAUUUUGUUACAACAACAGUUAAUUCAUCAGUGGACAGGCUUGUGAAUGCAGGUCUGCCAAAUGUGUCUCCCCCUUUGUCACUUUUUGAUCACCUACAGAAUCACAACAUAACUUUGGAAGAUGAAAAUUACAUAAAAUUGGUAGUAAACAUACCUGAGCAGCCUGCCAAGUCUUGUAAGAAAUGCUUAAAUCAAUCAAGCUUUAUUUUGCACUUUUCAUACAAGUCACAUGCAAUUAAAGGUGCUUCACAGUGAUUGAAAACAAAACUUUGUUGUUGUAAUAGCUAGUAUGAUUGUCAUGAUGUCAUCAAUGGAGAGUAGCUACUGGUGUGUGCAGAGAGCACAUGAUUGGCUAAAAAGACUUGAGCUCAUGAUGUUGAAGAGCAGAACAUCCUAAAGCACAAAUCCUGGUCAAGUAUCAAAACUUUGAGGGACAGGUCCAAGUCAAGUCAUGGGUCAUUUAAGUGUGAUGACUUAAGUGCAACUCAGGUUGAAAGUUUUUGACUGGAGUCCCCAUCACUUAAAAAAGCUUUCACAACAGAGUCAAACAAAAGGAGCCAGUCUUGCGCUUCAGCUUGACUACCACUAUGCAGGAUUAAUGCAUCACAGAGGGAGGAAGACAAGUUUUUAGAGUAAGGAUCCAAGGCACAUAAUGUGUCAAAGCAGUUUUAUUCACAAGUAGACAACCAUGUAAAUUAAAACCACUGACCUUCAGAGUGGAGAAAUGCCAUUUCUGUGGAGCUUUAAAUUCAAUUACUUCAUACAAAGUUUUUCAAGUUAAAUAGUGAAUGCAAUUGUUGGAGUCUUCCUACGUAUUUGUGGCAAAUUCCAUCUGCUGUCAAACCUCAUGUAAAAUUAAAGACAAUCUCAGGCCAGCUAAAAACCAAUCUUUAGGUAGAAUUCUUUUUUUUCAAUAAGAAAAUUUCUAUCAGAUUGAAGGAUUUCCUGUGUAGAAUAGGUUUACCCUCAUAAGACCCUUUCCAAAUGCAUUGUCUUCACUCUCUUAUUCAUUGAUACCAAGCUGCUGUAAAGCUGACUGAGUGAUUGCAUAAACACAGGCUCUCUCUCCAGGUUCUUUUUGAAUCACAAAAUCUCCCCAAAAGUUUUUAAUCUAACCUCCGUGUUUCCUCCUUCAGUUUGAUGUCAGGACUGGCAGCUCUCGACGCCAAGUGUUCCAGUCGGCUGGGUCUGAUCACUGUGUCUUAUUACCUUUGGACCACCUUUGUGGCUGUUGUUGUGGGGAUCAUCAUGGUCUCCAUCAUUCACCCAGGCGGUGCUGCUCAGAAAGAGGACUCAGAGGAAAGUGGCAAAGCUAUCAUGAGUUCUGCAGAUGCUCUGCUGGACCUCAUCCGGUAAGGCCACAGCUAGAUCCCACUCCACUGGACAUCUAUGCACAUGCUAAAUGAUUGCUAUAACAUGAUUCUGACAAAAAGGCUACACAAGGACUAUUUCUGUACUGAGGAGAUUUGUGUUAAUCUUGCUUGGAAGUGAUGUUUGGAUGUGACCACUGAAGAGAUGGGCAAAAAGACUUAAGACAUAAGAAAUAAAGGGACUGACCUUUUUUUUGUCAAAUGUAAAGGUUUCUCAAUUGUUGCUUAAUUCCACUCCCUUUGCCUUGGGGCUCUUGUUAGGGGUUCCUAAGUGUUAUUUUGAUAUCGUAUCGAUUUAAAAACAAUAUUUUUCUAAAUGAAAUUGUCUGUUACACACAUUUUUUGGGCUGUGUAGACACAACAUCUGUUAACUUUUAGCCUUCUCAAGAUAAGACAGCUAUUUUUUAAAUUAAACCAAAUAUUGAUCACAUCAAUCAGUGCUGUACUUCCUUUAACAGGCAAAAACCUUGAGCAGAACCAGACUCAUGUUAGACAGUCAUCUGCUGAGAAGGAGGGAGGUGGAGAGAGAUGGGCAUAGGAGAGAUGAAGCAGCUGGAAAGCAGGCAGAUCCAUGACAGCAGAGUGUCUGUUACAUACUGAAAUUAGAUUAGACAUUAUUGUUGAUCUUUUAGGUAGAAGUAAAAUCAGGAAAAUGACAUGAUAGAGCUGACCUCAUCUGUAGCAGCUGUUAGCUUAGUUUCCAUUCCAGUCUCCUGGCUGUUUUCUCAAUAACAGGGCACAGGUAUCUCCUGUAGGAAAUACACAAAGUAUUGAUUUUUAAUACCAUGUGUCUUUAACCUGUUCUGCCUUUUUUCUGCUGUUUAUAUACAUUUUUUCUUCCAUUGUACUGGACAGCUGUAAAAAUGCAAUAGUUUGAAGGAAAACAAUAGCUGACAGCUGUAUUGAUAAGGACUGGGAUCAAUAAAAAUUAAUCCCCACUCCUCAACCUAGGACUUGUUAAUGACUACUUACAUCUUUAUUAAAUCAGGGUAAUUUUCUCCCUCUUUGUAUGUUCUUUUCAGAGUCAGAGAGGAAAUUAUACAGGUGUUAUUACAAGCUAAGUGUGUUCCUCCUGAAGGUAAAGGAUAUUAAUGGAAGUUUUUAUCAAAGGCAUUAAAGGCUGCACUUUUUUGAAUGUCUUCAAAGUUCCUCAAACGAGUUUACUGUACACUAAAGAGUAUCACACAGUACCUUGCUAUUAACUGUCAUACAUGAAGCCACUUGUAACUAUCUUUUCAUGAGAAAGAGAUCCUUAGAUAAAGUAUGAACCACAGAUAUUUUUUUUUGUCACUUUUUGUUUGUACACCACCCCAACUCUGAAUGGAUCUGCUUUUGUUUAAAUGAUAUGAUUGCAAUCAUUUAAAAUGGUGCUGCACAGACUCCCUGAACUUCUGAUCCAGCCCUUCUCCUUCCUCACAGACUACAUCAGUAUACUCUAGAAAUGUGCAUGACAUAAUUACAACCUUACAUAAUAUCCUGAUCAAUAUAGUGUCCAGUGUUAAAGGUACUUUGCCAUUACACUCAUAACCUGAUGUGUACUUUUGUGUUGGUUCCUGAAAAAGCCUGAGGAUGUGACCUCUCAGCAUCUAUACUUAGACUUUAGGAUGUGUGCACAAAUGGCAAUUAUGAGAAAAAUCCUUGUUAGCUGCAGGGUGUAUUUUCUAAUGUGCUGCCCCUGUAUCUGAGUUUAACUGAAGUGGAAGCAUAUCUAAGCUGAGUGACAGUGACAGCAGGACUCAGAGAAAAACAUUGCGAAUCUGAAUGUGAGGAACUUUGUUAGAAGUAAGAGGAGUUAUAAAGUUUUUAGAGGGGGUAAUUGACAAAUUUGUACAAUUUUAAAAUGAAUAUUAUUCCAAAUUCAACUACAAAAUGCUCAAAUUGUGGAAUUUUUGAAAUUUUGUGUAACAUGUUAGUGAAACUGGAUUUUAUUGGUUUAUUAUUCAUUUUACCUAUUAUCAUUUGAGAAUGGAGCAAAAAUGUCAAAACAAAUAUUAAAGAUCUUCCUUGCUGGGUGAAGCCACUCCGAGAACAGCACCCUCUGUUGAUGGGCUGUAGUAUAGGUCAUAAACCCCGCCUCCGCCAGCAAAGCUUAUGGGGCUGUGGACAAACUUUAGAAAUUUAUUACACAGAACAUAAUUUUUUCUCCCCCCUGCUUGUGAUGUUGACAUGUAGUUAUUGUAAGACUGGUUUGUGCUCAAGUCCUCUUUUUUCUGUGAAGCUCCGUUUUUAAAAGUUAUUAGGGGGUUCAUGUUUGCUAUGAUUGACACCUGGUACAGCCUAUGGGCGUUCAAGGAUUGCGUAGCUCACCCAGGGGGAUACACUGUUUGAGCCGAGCGUCAUCACAGUGACUCUCGGCGACUGCGCGGCCGAAUGAGCGCAUCGCUACUGCGCAGCGCUGGUUUCAGGAAAUGAAGAAAAAUCCCGAAAAUACCGAGAGCUUUUUGGCUUCAAAUCCGUAUACAGGCGGGGGGCGGAACCAAGUUGUCCAUAGUAUAUACAGUCUAUGGGUGAAGCCCAAUGAAGAGACAGUCAACUGCUGGUUUCUUCUGUACAUGUAUUGUAGAGAUGACCACAUUUACUACCAUCUUGAUCCACUUUGAAAAUGGAAUCAGUUCUUUAUGAGUACUAAUACUACUAGAGCAGAUGCCACCCUUAUGACAUCCUCUUUUUAAUCCCAGACUUGUUUGGAUUUGCCACAAAUCCUGAGACAGGAUUUAAAAUGUCAUGUUGGUUGUUUUAAGCCUUGCAGUUUUCAUAUCCUGCCUCCAAAACUAUAUUAUUGACUAAUAUUUAUCGAAUCUUUUUCAAUAGAUUUGUCUCAUUUCCUUAGUUGUAGUUUCAGCAACAAGGACCAAAAAUGCUCAUCUGUUAUGCUAAGACUGUGAGAUUUUAUUUGGUGGUCUGAUCAAAUCCCUACUUUCAUGGUGUCAAAGAAACAGCGAGGAUCAGACUUUUUUGUCAGCCAUGGCAGAAGUGUGUUGUGAUAUCAUUUUAUGCAGCUGACACUUUCCUGUUUUCUGUGCUACACACUAAGAUGUCUGAGUGUUUGGUUUUUGAUUGGCAGUGAAAAUUUCAGCUUUCAACACAGGUUGCUCGACAGCAGUUGAAACACUGGCAGGGAAAGAAAAAUAGAACCAAACUGGAAUAAUACCCAAACUGCCUUAAACAAAUGGAUUGAAACAGUUCUGAUAAAAUCUGAUUUGGGCCUAAGAGAUGAUUCUGUGUAUUUCAUAUCCUGAAACAAGAGAUUAUACUUAUACUUUUUUUUUUUUUUGCAGCCCUACAUCUUUCAUCUUUUUUUUUUUUUUUAACCUUAAAGCUGGGGUAGGCAGAAUCUUAGAAGUGCCAGUUUUUGGUAGAAAUCUUGAAUGCAAGCACUACCCCUCCCCACCAGUUUUCCCCUCAGCUCCUCCUCUCUCCUCCCUCGCUGCUCCAGCAGGCCCCACCAACAAACAGACACUCGUUCUGACUCCCCGGCAAAUUACUACCAGACUUGUAAAUGAUCAUUAUCAUUACCAAUCACAUCAACAAAAACUUAAACAACUUUUGUCACAACAGAGUCAGCAGUAGUAAUGGUGCCUCGGUGUUGACUCUGGUUUGUCCUCUUGCUUUAUCCAGAGCCUUCUUUGUCACAGCCCUUUCUGCCUCCGUCUUUCUCUUCUUUGGCUGUGUAGCUGGCCGAGCCGUCACGGGUACCGCUGAAACUUGUAUUUUAGGUCGCUUUUUCUGUGCCCUUGUAAAAUGGUCACAUAUUCUCCAGCAAACAAGGUAUUUCAGCAGAGAAGCCUGCUUGCUACCUGCGGCAACAGCGAAGCAAUGCGUGUACCCAAGCUAUGCCUGUGCCCGCGGGUGGGGUGGGGGGCAGAGGGGAGCUGGGUGGGCGCGGGGCAAGACUUGAAGGCAUCUGAUUGGCUCUUUACAUUUGGACCGAAUGCUAUGAUUGGUCAAAGUUUGUACAGUCCUGCAGCUUCCACAGAUCUCAGAUUCUUUUCAUUUCUGUUUCUGAAUACAUAAUGAAUUGACUACUCUCACGGUGGAAGGACCGCUUUAUCCACUAAAAUAAAAAGCGUCUCUGAACAUCACUGCCUACUCUACUUUUAAUAUUGUAUUUAAAAGUACACAAACUGCCUUUUUGAGGUAGUGACAGCAUUUAAGCAAGAUUUGUUUUUACAUCUGUGAACAUUACAGGAAAAUGGGAGAGAGAAUGGGGUAUUACACCUCAGCUGCAUUGAUGGAUCACAAACUGCCCACUUUGAGGGGCUAAUAGAGUGUUUUUCUUCAAUCUACCCAUGUAAUGAUUAAAAUGCCAUUUAAGAUCUGGACAUUAUUAGCACUCCAUAGGUUUAUCUAGAGGUCAACCAAUUACAGUUUUCGAGUAGCUGAUGGUGAUACCGAUUUUAAUAGAGCAAGUUGGCCAAUGGCCAAUACAUUAGGCUCAGUAAAAUAUUGGGGACCAAUACAUAGAUAGGGACUUUUGAAUUUCUGCCCAGCACGCAGUAAAUAUUGGAAUUGUGAUUAUUUAACUGUAUGCUUUUAUACACCAUAGUUAUUAGAAUUUACAUAAAACACUUGUCAGUAUUGGAUUAGAUUUGCCGUCAAUUUUUAUUUGGAAAAGUUAAUGGUGAUUUUGGCCUUUUAAUGGCUGAUGCCGUUAACUGACCUUAUCAAUCACCAGCUAAUUAAGAGCAUGGGAUAAACGUACUGAAGCACUGGCCCCUAUUCAAAGUUAUAGGGGCCACUAUUGUUAUCCUUUUUUUUUUUUUUUCCUUAUUGAUUCACCACUAUUCCUACAGCUUAAAGAGUUGUAGGACUUAUUAUAUAUGAACAUGUGCAGGUUUAUUGGAAUAGAUGUGCUAUUACUUUCCUCUAUUGUAUAAAACUGCUGAAAAAUUUUGCAUUGAAGUCAAUAGGAAAAGCCCCCCCCCCCAAAAAAAAAGAAAGAAAAAAGGCGUUAUUGGAGUUUUUCAAUUGUCUGCUGUUCAUUGCUUUUUUUUUUUUUUUUUUGUUUAUAUAAAUACUUAAAAAAGGAAUGUUUGUUGUAGGUGUGCUCCUUGUAUAUAAUAUCACAGUGCUACUUGUAUUGAUUAUUUGAAAUCCCAGAGGAAAUUUCAUCAUAAUGUACAUACUCGGGCAGUAACCCCCGGUGGCCCUUUUAAAAAUUUUCCAGAGGGAAUUUUCUAGUUAUCAGUCCAUUUCUAGUUUUGUCACAUUUCAUUCAUCUGAAUUUUCCUUCUUGUUGUGGUCAGAAAGUCAAUGAAGCUGGUGUAAGCAGUAUUUUCAGUUGACGUAUUGGCCAUAUUACACAUAAAAAGCUGUCGAAGUUGGACUGUUUGUAUGUAUAAACUUGUGAGAUGUUUCUUUUCUAUCUUCUGCCUUUAACAUUAAACUUGUAAGAAAGAGACUAUUUUUCUUUCAGAUUCAGCCCUCCUGAGGUCAAAAUAAUCGUGUUUAAGCUUUACAAGAUAUCAAUCAAGGAAUUCACGUUAUAUUUUUCCCCAUCAUACCACCUGUGUCCCCAAUUUACCCUUUGUUUUUAAGGAGCUGUCUAGGAUUUUAACAGACAGGAAAGAAGAAAUGAAACUUUUUUGAUAAACUGACUACCUCAAUUUUUUUUUCUUCUUCUUGCUCCUCUGCUUGCUGCCGUGCAGGUUCAAAUAUAUAUCGAUGUGUAAUGAAAGUUAAAGUUUGGGGAACUUUUUGAGGGCUAACUUGUAUCUGCCAAACUUAAGUUUGAAAAAAAAAAAGUCUCUCUGUGGAAACCUUCAGCUAAUUGUUUCAGUCUCAUAAACUGAGACAUUCCUUCCAACACAACCAACAUAAUAGUGUAUUGUCUAAAACAACUGGAAAGUAAUUCUGGGUAAAUCUGUGGGACUGUGGUGUGAAUUCAAUUUUUCUAAGCGUUUAAUUAAAAUCUCAGUAUGGCUCAGCUCCAGCACAGAGACCACAGUGCACACAGUUCAUAUCUGACCAGAGAGGAGGGGGGGGGUCAUUUUUUUUUAAUUUCUUUUUUUGGGGAGAUGGUACCCUCUGAGCAAGAUAAUGAUCAAAAUUCAGCACCCUGCUAUGUUUGAGCUUGCGGGAUGUUUCACAGACCUAUUCAUCACCAUUACUGUGGACACCUCUAAAAUUUUUCCCCCCUCUAGAUGUGCAAGACACUAAAUACCUUUAAUUACUGAAUCACAGUCGUGCAUAUUUUCACUUGCAUAAAAAAUUCACUGCACCUCAGAGAACACCCACUCACCAAUUAUUUGAUUGUACUCUUACCUUGCAGCAACAUGUUCCCCGCUAAUCUGGUCCAGGCUACGUUUCAGCAGGUAAGAAUUGUUAUGUCACACAGUGCAUUUUCGAAAAUAAAGGCUUAGUUGCUUUGUGUUGUUUUUUUGUUUUUUUUCCAGGACAAUUAUGCAGCCUCUUUUUUUCACUCUCACUCUCUCUGCUCCUCUCUCUUUUCCCUGACAGUAUCGGACAAAUAGUGAGUACAUUGUGAAGCCUAAGCCCACGGUCAGUCAGGCCCAAUCAGAGUCCAGUACAAGGCGAGCACUUAUCUACGGUAUCCAGGAUGAAAAUGGAACUGACAUCCAGAACUUCGCCCUUGACCUGACUCCGCCCCCAGAUGUUCUCAUACGGAUACGGGAAGGAACAAGUGAUGGAAUGAAUGUUCUUGGAAUAGUCAUUUUCUCUGCAACCAUGGGUAAAAAACCUGCACCUUCUCUAGUCAGCUUUCUGAUGGGGAGCGUUUGUCUUCCAGUUCAUCUCAUUGCUGCAAAUGAAAAGGCUCUUAUCCACUCUUAAAAAAAAUGGCUUUGUGUUUGGACAGGUAUUAUGUUGGGGAGGAUGGGGCCAAACGGCAGCGCCUUGGUGAACUUCUGUCAGAGCCUUAAUGAAGCUGUCCUUCGAAUUGUUGCCAUCGUUAUAUGGUAAUCAUUCAGAAAACAUCCAUUAGGAGAUUUAGAAGUUAUAUUCACUAUUUAAAAUGUGUGAAGACCUCCCAAUCACAUGUCCUAAAGUAUUACAUACUUAGACAAACAGUUGUCGGUGGUGGCUUACUGCCAUAACACAUUAAAUCAGCAAAAUAAGCAAAAUAGCAGUUAACAGCAAUUUAACUUAACAAUGCUAAAAAAUGACAUUUAUAUUCCAGACCAUAAUUGGGCCAUGCAGAAUAAGAGCCUCUUUAUGACCUGAAUUUACAUAAUGUUAAUCAGAGUUUGCAUCAGCGACGUAAAGCCACUACACAGAGUGAAGGCCUGAGCCCCAUUAUUCUGAAUAAAGGUCACAUUAGUUUGUAUGAAUAUCAGCAUCAUUCUGAAAAGAGCUCAAAAACAGGACAAAUGAGAUUUCUUUAUUGUUUUUUUAAAAGCCUGCUCUCUUAGGGUGAAGAAGACACACUAAGAUAGGUACAGUUAGGUUGACAUGUAAGAAAUCCCCACUGUUUGUCUGCUGCUAAAUCAGUAAUCACUGGACACAGUGUGAGGAGAUUUGAUGUUUUUAUGAAGCAAGCUUAAAAUUAAUGCUGAUGCCUCUUUAUGAUCUGGAAAAACAGACAAGUCCAUGAGGAACAAGACUGAUUGUUACAGGAUGAUCUUUUUAGAGUCUAUCACCGAAAAAGAGAUAAACAGCAUGCUGCAGAAACAAAGAUUCACUGUGGAGUCAUACUUUUGACAGAGAAGAAAACAAAUACACCAGUGGUGAGAUAAAGAAUAACAGAGUGAUCAUUGUGUGCAACAGAUUUACAUGACACUACGGAUGAUAAACACUUUACAGACGUUUGAUCAUACUCAGAAUGCAUGCAGGAGCUUCUUGUCCUCUAAGGCCAUCAUCACAUCACCAACAGGAAGACUGAGAAAGGAACAUUUUCAAUAUAAACCUUGACAUUACUAAAUAUUACCAUUUAUACACAUUGCACUUUUAAAAAUGUACAUGGUUCAAACACUCCUCUCUCCAGGGGUGUUAAGCCAAGCUGUCAAGCAUGUGGUCAGUUUCACAGUAAAGGCAGAUACAUUAUACACCUCUACUUAAGGGGAUAUUUCGGUGUAAAAUUAAUUUAGGGUCAAACACACCGUGAUCAUAAAUGUUCUUCCUUGACCUGCGUCCCCCCCGCAGCAGUCCGUAAAAGACUGGCCUGAGGUCUCACUACAAAAAAGCAGCUGCUGGAAGAGAGUGGGUGAGUUGUGUUUAGUCUCUUUGCUAAAGAAAUGAGGCAAAGCUAAAAAGAUGUUUGAUAGCUAGUACUAUGGCUGGGACCCUUUAUGUACUGUUGAAGAAGUUAGGUGCUGUUCUGAGCAUUAUUUGUGGCUAUAGAGUGGCUUUUUGGUUGAGGUCUGUUUAUGGCUCCUCAGACCACUGUGUAUUGCUAUCGUGCAGUCGUUACUAAAGUUGGUAUAACUAGAGAAGCAAGUGGUCGGUAUCAAUCAUCAUUCAAGGGGGUGUCUAACUCGGUGUUGUGGUGUGUUUGACCCUAAAUUAAUUUUACACUGGAAUAUCCUUUAAAAAAAAUAAUAAUAAUAACCCUUUAAUCUGCAAUAUUCAGAUCUUAUACUGUAGGAAAUGUUGAAACUCAUCUUGAUUACUUGUCAGACCCAAUACUAGAUGUGUUGCACUGUGUUCAGUGCUGUGCAAAUAACUUAAGGUUGAUAAUUAGUUACAAAGGUAACCAAAUGAUGAAUUAAAUUACUGCAUUAUCAAAGUGAAAAGUAACUCUGACAUGAUUGUCUUUUGAUUGAAUACUCUGACUAGUGCGCUCUGCCUUUCAUCUCCCUGGUCUUUUGCUAAACAAUUUUCAGACAGCAGCAAAGUCAACUGUUGAUAUGGGAAGCAUGUCUCCAGCAGCAUGAUUUGUAAUGCCUGACAAUCAGUCUGUUCAGUCCUUCCUGGAUCACAAAUUGUGGAACUGAUUUAAAAUCAAGUUUUUGCUGUUUGGAUUGACUGGCUCCUCCUUGGUCUGCAAGACGGACGUGAGCUGCAGCUGUAUCAUUACUGUUUGUAUGACUGACGGACAGUUUUUUGCAAAACAUAUUAUUUUUUGGUGGGGGGUUGUGAGUUCAGAAUCCCUGUUCCUGGUGAUGAACUGGAGAUGUGCUUUUUUCCUGCAUGUAGUCUGCAACUCAGCACCAUAAUUUCCUUGACCUGCAUGGAGGAAAGAAUAGUGUUUGGUUUUUGUUUUUUUCCAUGAUGUUUAAAGUCGUCUUUUCAAUUUCUUUCAAUUUAACAGAAUUAAACAAAUUUGAAAGUAACUAAAAAUGCAGAAAAAGAGUUACAAUGAACAGUUACUUUAAACAUGUUAAUACAACACCAGUUACAUUAGAAUUAACCUUGUGUGAAAGGACUGUUUAGAGCUUUACAGCAUAUUGUAUUAAAUCAGCAAAUGAUGAACAUAAUAUAACCUUAAAAACUGCUGUGAUUUUCAAUUCAUUUUAUAACAGUCUGAGUGCAUUUGCUCCAAAGUUAUUAGUGAAAAAACACGUCUGCUGUCCAGAGUUCAUGCUGAAACUGUAAACAACUCCAGGCUAACAAAGUUUUACAAUAUUAAUACAAUUCAACACAAACAAUGUGUUUGGCAUGUCAGACCAUAAACACACUCUCUCUGCCUCCAACUUUUUAUGUACACACCUCUGAGCUGACAUGGUGGAUCAUCACAAUUGCAACCUUGUUUCUCAUGUAUUUUUUUUCACCCCUGCAUUACAUGAAAAUCUGUCAUUCAUACCGGUGGGUAGACCUUAAGUUCACACACUUGCUGACUUGAAACUUCUCACCCUAUCAGGUACUUUCCUUUUGGUAUUGUGUUCCUGGUGGCCGGUAAGAUCCUGGAGAUGAGUGAUCCUUCAGCCAUGGGAAAGAAGCUGGGCUUUUAUGCCAUCACUGUGGUGUUUGGACUUGUUUUACACGGCUUGUUCAUCCUACCUGCCAUGUACUUCUUCAUCACCAAAAAGAGCCCCAUAGUUUACAUACGGGGAAUCCUGCAAGCCCUGCUCAUUGCCCUGGCAACCUCCUCAAGGUAUGGCAAAUGAGUUAUCUUGAUGAGCUUGAUUUAAGAGUUUGUUUAUACUCAAGGGUUGAAAAGAAAUGUAAUAAUAAUAAUGAUCAUAAUAAUUUGUUUUCAUUUGUGCAUCAAAAUAAUAUGUGUACAGAGUCCUAGCAGCACAUUCAAUUUCAUAUUCAAUGUAUCCACUGGAACAUGGGGAACAUCACCAUGAAGAGCCUUAGAGGAAUGUUGGCACAUCAGAAAAAACAUCUGGUGUGUGCUGGAAGAGAUGUAAAGGAGCAUUCCAUGCAUUUAAUUUGCUUGGCACUUAUCCAUUUCGGCGUGUAUGUGUGUGUUCGGAUCUGCAUGUGUGCAUGCAUGUUUCUGACACUUAAAGGUGUUGCUACUCUUAUAAAACUGCCUCAUGAAUUUAAAUGAGAAGGCCAGUGUUAUUGCAUGUUUCUGCCUUUUUCACAUUAGCAGACCUUAUGCAUUCAAAUCCAUUUCAGCCCAUGCAGAAAUAAAUGAAAACCAGUAAGAGCCUGAAGGUAGGAAAGCAACAACUCCAAAUCUAAAACACCACAUUGUCUUUUGGAAAAUGCUCCUCAGCUAUUUGAUCAAUCAGAAAAUAAGUUCAAAAUUCAAUAUAUUUGGACAUUUUGAUGGUCAAGCAUGAAAUGGAUCCUUGAGUCAGACUAGUGAAGGCACAGUGUAGAUCACACUAUGUACUGUUUUCUUCUGCCAAACCAGAGUUUGCUGUUGUGGCAGCACUGUUUGAAUCUGUUUUCAUAUACAGAUGUUCAUGUAGAGCACUUGAACUGGUUUUGUUUGAAGAUCUUUUUGAUCAUGUUUAAACACCAAUGUGUACAAAUAAAUAUGUACAUCAUCAACUGAUAAAGAGAGACGUGCAUUUUGAAUUCGCUGAUUGAUUCAUGUUUUCCUUUUGGACAUAAAAAAAAAUUAAGUAAAAAAAGAAAAUGGUAAAAAAUACAAACCAUGACAAAAAGUCAAUCAGUUCUAUCAGCACAUCCCGUAAUAUUUUGAUUUAGAUGUGCAAAAGUUGUAGAAAGAAGUGAAAUCUUUUUAAUGUAUAUAAAAAGCAUACCCAUAAAUACAUAACAACCAUGUGUCCUUGCUCAUAGUGGUGAUAAAAACUCAGAAACAUGGGCAGAAGCCUCAAAUGUGAUUAAAAGUGUAGAUCUGCUAAAAUAGGGGUGAUAUGGGAACAUUUGUCAGCUCUGGUUAAAAACCCAGCAGCUGCAUUUUGAACUGUCUGAAGGCGGUGGAUUGGUCUCUAAGUAAGAUAUGUAGAGAAAAUUACAUUUUUUAAUGUUUUUAUUUUAUUUUUUUUUUAUCUAACCUUUAUUUAACCAGGAAAAAAAAACUCAUUGAGCUUAAAAAUCUCUUUUGCAAGAGUGUCCUGGACAAGACAGCAGCAUGUUCAACAGUUGUACACAAACUCACACAGUCAUCAAACACAUAAACAAGACUUAGAUAUAUAAGAAGGUAAAGGACAUAGAUCCAGACAGCAUACUCCACUAGGUAAAGCACAUCAGUCUAAACAUCUGCAGCUAAAUAUGUCCACCUCCAAGUCCCACACCAAUAAUCUAGGAGGUGAGAGGAUUUCAAAGUAUGAAUGAGUUUCUCAAGAUCUUUUGACGACUUCAGUGACCUGAGCUUUGCUUUCUUUCUGCGCUGAUGAAAAGAGGACUGCAGAUCUUUUUUCACCUGUGGCUCAAAACAAAAGUCAUGAUCAAAACUCACACUGAGGUUCUUGGCUGAGAGCUUCACAAAGUGAGACAAUUGACCCACAUUUGAAAUAAUGACUCUUUUAUUUUGAUCUUUAUUUUUCAAGGGAGGCCAAACCCCAUAUUUGUUAUGAACACUAUAUUUACAAAUAAUACAGCCAAUGAAAAAAAAACAUCAUUAUUGGAUUUACAUGUCUUUAAAAAAAUGAGACUUUGAUUAUGGCUCAGCUUUUGUCAAAUCUGUGAUUCUUCUCUCUGUUUCUCUGUCUUGUCCUGUCCUCCUCAGCUCCGCCACAUUGCCUAUAACCUUCAAGUGCCUGUUAGAGAAUAACCACAUUGACCGCCGCAUCAUCCGUUUUGUGCUCCCUGUGGGUGCCACCAUCAACAUGGACGGCACCGCUCUCUAUGAGGCUGUGGCAGCAAUAUUUAUUGCCCAAGUUAACAAUUAUGAGCUGGACUUUGGCCAGAUCAUCACCAUCAGGUCAGUGGACAGUGCUAUAUGCCAUCUGUGCCUUUAAGCUCAUUAUGGCAGCGAGGAUAUCAUUGGAGACUAUUAGUGGGAAUAUAGAGCAAUAUGAUACCAACAAUAAUAAAUCCUCUUCACUGAUAACAGAAAUGCAUUAAGCCACAUUUAACCCAAAUAUCUGCAAUGUCACCUGUUCUUCAAAAACUGGUAUGGGAUUAAAAAAAAGGGGGGGGGCUGAAGAAUUGAUUCAGUGGCGCUAUUUGCUUCAUAACAAAGAAAAUAGCUAAGUGCAUCUUAAUGACUGAAAACUUAAAGCAUUGUCUUACUUCUAAAUUUCAAAAAUAUAAGAAAACAGAAAUCACCUCCUCAUCAAGAAUGAAGGCUGUCAAAAUGGGCUUAAAUGACAUUCAAAUAUGCCCCUAAAACAAUGUCAUUGGUUUAAACCACUCAAAUACCGCCAUCUGUUGUUUAGUUAAUGAUGUCUUUGUUUAUCUGAAAUUGUGCUGAGAGACAAUAGGCUCUAUUUUCGUGUCCGCGCAGUGGUAUUUUUGUCUGGCGGAGCCCGGCGUACAGCAAGUUUGGUAUUUUCAUGGACUGAGGCGCGAGGCAGGGGGAGGUGUCGACAGGAACAGCUGACGCAGUGACGUUUUCGUGCUCACCAGUGGCGUAUAAAGUGCGCUGAAAGCUCGCUGAAUUCAAACCUGGUCAGCUUUCAGCGCAGGUGGAGCGCAGCUGAAUUUGGUAGACCUGCGGCGUAUCAGCAUAUGUUACUGAUGCCUCACCGGCAGGUUUCCACAGUGUCAGGCACAUUUCAGUGCAAUAAAUAAUCAACAACAACUAAUGAUCUGAGUCAGCACAUACAUUUAGAUAGAUAUAUUCUGAUCUAUAUCUGAUCUGAUGAGCGCGUUUGGCACGCGUUUGGACACACAACCUGACCGAAUCAACACAGCUGAAACCGCAUUCAAUUAAAUUAAAUAUCUAGUAAAUAAACACACAUAAUGAAGUUAACAAGAUACGUAAUUCGUCUCCCUCCCUUUCUUUCUUCCUCUUAUUUCUUGCGUAGCUCGACCUGGACAUGUCUCUGUGUCCUCUCCCUGUCCUGCUGCAGCUGCUGAACAGAUGAUUGGUUUCAGUGAUCAGAUGAGUUAUUUACUUUAAGCCUACAUACAACUAUUAUAAUAUUCAGUUUUGUGAGCCAAAUUUAUUUUAUAUGCCAACAUCUAUGAGAGAAACAGCCAGGCCACAGAGCGCAAUGCGUCAUUUACGCACAGAUGGUUCCGAUUUUAAUGCCAUCAUUGGAAUUUAUGUUGUGAUCAGUGCGCACAACCCACCUUUGUCACGUGAGGUUUGAAUAUAUGCAACUUUAUGUGAGUGUCUUUAUUUGUGGAAAAGGGUGUUUGUCUUACUAGUGGGUCCAACCUUACACACACCAAAUCCAUCUGUGCUUAUAUGAGACAGUGUGGAGGACACUCUUUACAGCAACACUUGUUGAGGAGCUGCCUUCUGUCGCCAUCGUGUGAAGGAGAGUGAGUGAGUUGUGUUUAGUCUCUUUGCUAAAGAAAUUCGGCAAAGCUAAAAAGAUGUUUGAUGGCUAGUGCUAUGUCUGGGACCCUAUACAGUGCAUCCGGAAAGUAUUCAUACCACUUCCAUUUUCCACAUUUUGUUAUGUUACAGCCUUAUUCUAAAAUGGAUUAAAUUCCUUUUUUCCCUCAAAAUUCUACACAAAGUACCCCAUAAAGACAAAGCAAAAAACUUUUUUCGGAACAUUUUGGAAAUUUAUUAAAAAUCAGACACUCAAAUGUUGCAUAUACAUAAGUAUUCACACCCUUUGCCAUAAAACUCAAAAUUGAACUCAGGUGCAUCUUGUUUCCACUGAUCAGCCUUGAAAUGUUCCUCUGACUUGAUUGCAGUCCACCUGUGGCAAAUUCAGCUGAUUGGACAUGAUUUGGAAAGCCACACCUGUCUAUAUAAGAUCCCACAGCUGACAGAGCACGUCAGAGCACAAACCAAGACAUGAAGUCGCAAGAAUUGUCUGAAGACCUCCGAAACAGGGUUGUAUCGGCAGCUCCCCAAAUCCAGUUGUGCCAAGCUUGUUGCAUCAUACACAAGAAGACUGGAGGCUGUAAUCGCUGCCAAAGGUGCUUUGACCUAGUAUUGAGUAAAGGGUGUGAAUACUUAUGUAUAUGCAACAUUUGAGUGUCUUAUUUUUAAUAAAUUUGCAAAAUGUUCAAAAAAAAGUUUUUUGAUUUGUCAUUAUGGGGUAUUUUGUGUAGAAUUUUGAGGGAAAAAGGGAAUUUAAUCCAUUUUGGAAUAAGGCUAUAACAUAACAAAAUGUGGAAAAAGUGAAGUGGUAUGAAUACUUUCUGGAUGCACUGUAUGUACUGCUGAUGAAGUUAGGUGCUGUUCUGAGCAUUAUUUGUGGCUAUAGAGUGGAAUUUUGGUUGAGGUUUGUUUAUGGCUCCUGGGACCACUGUGUAUUGCUACCCUGCGGUUGUUACUAAAGUUGAUAUAACUAGAGAAGCAAGCAGUUGGCAACAUUUGUCUCUCAUGGAGUGUCUAACUCUGUGUUAUGGUGUGUUUGACCAUAACUUAAAUUUAUGCUGGAAUAUCCCUUUAACAUGUCAUUUUGGGGCCUUUUUUUUUUCAUAAUAUCAAAGAAGACAAUUGAAUCUCAUUGUUUUAGAUCCACUGUUCAGCAUGCAUUACGAAAUACUGAGUCCUGAGUACUACGAAGCUGGAUUUGGUCUUUGCGAGAUAACUUCUGGAUUUUCGGUACUACGAAGGUGGAUCUCUUUUUAUCCGGGUCCGUUGCCCCGGUAACUUACGCGGAACGCCAAACCUGCUCCGGAGCAGGUUAUGUUUCAGGAUAAGAUCUCAGCAGGUAUAAAAGACCGCCCACUGACCAAUCGGAUCUCUUGGAAAAUGGCUUGCCCACUUUUGCCGGAUCCCGGGGACAUCGUUUCAUGGAUAGUGAGAGGAGCGCUUUGCCGAGAGCGUUAUAUUCAUGAUCGUUCAAAUCCAUUUGAUUUACCUGAUGACGUUCUCUAUGAACGUUACAGGUUUUCCUUGAAUGGCCUCAGUAUUCAGGUAGCAGGAAGUCUAAGCAAUGCACUAAUAUUUGCCAAGCUCCAGGUUCCAAUUUCAUGCGGCAUAUCAUUCAGAAUUUAUUGAAGCAGAUUAGCAAACUCUUAACCCCAAAUGUGUCUGCAGAUGACGUGACCAUCAGAUGAAAAAAAGGCAGUGUGAAAAAAAAUCUUCCAAUAAACUUACAAACUACUUUAAAGGAUGUUUUUUAGAUUUAUUUUUAUUUGCUCCCACGUACUCUUUUCCCCACUGCUGUUGUAUCUGAAAUAAUGAGGUCAAUGAUGGAGGUGAUCACACACGACAACAUGCUGCAUGACAACAUAUUAGGGGGCCAUAAAUUUAUGAACGCACAUGUGUAAUUUACACAACCGGUGAUUUUUUUUGCCAGCAAUCACUCCAGCUUCUAGCGGCUGUGGCUGUCCUGCUCCUCACUGUUAUAAUGUUGCGGUACUCCUCGUAAAAUAAUGCUCUGUUCUUCAGCUGUGAAAAAUGACGUGCAGCCUUCACCAUUGAGGAGAUUGGUCCGGUGGCACUGACCCCACCCCCUUUACGUGUGCGCGCACAGAUCUGAAGUGGCCACACCUGGAUUCAGUUAUCGAGUUGAUAACCGGCUUCGUGGUACAGCUGAUCGGGAUCACGAAGAUCCGGUGAAGUCAAGCGAGUUGUCGCAGAGUUACCCUGGAUGUGUUAAUCCAGCUUCGUAGUACAGGCCUCUGUUCUCAAUGUGCCAAAGACAAAACAAAGCAUGCAGGGCUGAGCUUAUGCAGUCUCCAUUCAAGUCCAGAGGACAUCCUGCUUUUUAUCAAGCAGUCAAAGAAAAGUCAGGCAACACAUCAAAGGUCACUGAUGAGUAACCAAGCCCAUGUUUCAGAUAUUUCAGGGCUGUGUAUUUUAGCUGAAAAUCGUUGAGAAAGAGCCUUUGAAGCCCAUGAAUUGACUUUAGUGCAGGAGAAAACCUUUGAACAGGUCUCAGCUCUAGAAAUGUGAUCAGUACAGAGCACACAGGCAUGGCUAUUAGUGGAAUUAUCUUGAAAUUGAGGCACAUAAAAGCAAUAUCAAUGAAUACCUCACUGGAGGCAGGCUGACCGUUUUAGAAACCACAGCUUUAAAAAUGAGGGCACUCUUCAUCUGGAGGAUGCUCCACACAAACACCACAGAACUGUGCAAUGUGAUCACUUUUAUUCUGGAUCAGUUCGAAGAAGAGAGAGCUGAAAAAAAUAACACAACCUAAGGCAAUACCUCUUCUUGCACCAAAUUAUUUGAGGUUGCUGAAUUUUCCAAACAAAUGUGUUCGUACAUGUGUACAAUUUCCAUGAGUGAAAUGUUCAAACUAGCUUUUUUAUAUAUAUAUUUUUUAACCUACUUUAAGACAGAGCCAAAAAACCAAAGACCAUAAAUCAACUGUCCAUUUGAGUGUAAUAUCGAGUCCAGCCAAAUUAAGGGAAAAUCUGCACAAAGGUGCAGUUGUGCAUUACAUGACAUAGAUUCCUAUUUCCAUCCACUGCAGUAAUUCAGUUCUCAGUAGGAAGCACUGUAAAGCACUAAAGAUGUUAACUGUCCUGUCAAAUCAACAAAGUAGCAAGUGACAAGAGCCUCUCUGCAAAAGCAACAGUAUAUAAUGUUUUCUCCCAAUGGUAGACACAGCAACAGAGACCUACACUGUGAUUGCAAUGUUUGCAUUGACAUCAGUGCUGACUAUAAGCAAUGUGACCGAUUAGUGGUAUUUUGAAAUAAUAAGUUUGGUUUGUAAAUUAGCACAUUCAUUCAUUUCAUAUCUUGUCAUUCGGUGAAAGUGCACUAAAGUGGUUACAAUUUUGAUCACAGUAGUGUUUGUUGUUUACACAAUUUAUCAAAAAUCUUCUGUUUUAUGUAUUUAUAUAUAUAUAUAUUUGUUUUACAACAACUGGACAUCAUGACAAACAGCUUAUCCCACUAAAAAGAGCCACUUGGCGGUGAUAAAGCAUCCAACGCAUGCAUCCAACUCACUAACACCAGACCCCCACCCUCACACAAGAAAAAGGCUCUGAUGAGGGGUGGAGUCAGCACAUCCUUGACCUCUGGAUAUGCUUUGGAUAUGAGAUGUAUGCAAACAUGAAGCUUACCCCCCACACCAGCUCUGCUGAUGGGCACUCAUCUCAUUAACAUCAACAUGAAAUCAGUCUGUGGUCUGAAAGUCACCAUAGAGACACUGCUAGUUAACUCUGCUGUAAACAAAUUGAGCCAGACAGCCAGACUCUUUUAUUUUGUUGGAAGCUAAUUAAAAAUGAGAGACUUGGUUAAUUAAAUUCAAAGUGACUGUGUUCAACUUUAUCUUUCAAUUCUCAUUGCAAGGAAUUGCUGCCACCUUCAUUCUGCAGGCUUCAGAUCAAUUAGUGAUUUUCUGAUUCUGUGAGAAGACUAUAUACCUGUGGAGGGUUUAGUUUAGUUUGAAGCCAAUUAUAAAUGGACAUAGCCAGUUAUAAAAGGUUCAAAUGUAAACAGUAUAAUGACUGUUGAUUAGCUGGAUUAGGCGUAUCUUCAUUAUCCAGUAUGCUCAAGUAGUUUUUGUAAAUGUAAUAUUUAAACUUAACUUAGUGUCAAUCUGUGCUCAUUUUCUUGCAAGUUUAAGACUUUUAUCCAAACCCCGACUGAGAGACAUGAUCAUGAUUGUCUCGUUUGAAAUUUAUCAAAGCCCACAGAGCUUAAUUUUUGACUGAUUGCUUCAAGGUUGCUGCUGGUAAGAGAAUGUUUCUUGCACAUGCAUGAAUGUUUUUUAUGCUGCAUGAUUUCUUGUGCUGUUUGAUGCAGUAAGUGAGAAAGACAGAGACAACUACCCUCCAUCAUAAUGCAAUAUAUACUUGUUGACAACAAACUUUGACAAAGAGCACUGUGUGCCUUAUUGCCGUCCUUCCAUUUUGUCACUUUUUUAUUUUAUUUAACUUAGUUUUAUUUCUGGUCUGCUUCAUCAUCUCAUCAAAGUUGUGCACACUGACUGCCACAAGGCCACAGGGGGAGUCUUGAGCAGUUUCCAGGGUGUUGAGCAUUAGGCUGGCUGAGCUCUGAACAGAAGGCUCCAUUGUUAUCAAAACUAGUGCAGAAGCUGUUGUCACCAGAAUAUGCAGAAUAUGUCUUCGUAAAGCUGAUGUUUUAGCAAACAUGCACACAUUCAAAUGUAAGACAAUUAUCAGGACACUAAUCAUGUUAUAGUGGCUUCAUGAUCUAGGCUGCUGCUAUGUCUUGAAACAGCUACAGAUCACCAAAUUUAGGAAAGGUUUUAUCCUGUAGAGUCACUUUAACUCAGGUGAAUAAUAAUGAAUCUGACUCAGUUUAGCAAAAAGUGAGGAACUGUCAAAAGCAGUGUAAAAGGUAUCACUUAAUCUUAAGCAAAUGAAUUCAAUAAGAAGCCACAAAAGUCAGUCUGUGUUACCUUUUGUGACAUUUGGCCUUUUCUGAUAUACAAUCAAAACAACUAUCAAGGGUUAGAGGACAUUAUUUCUUUCCUAUGCUACCACUCAGAUGUAUAACAAAGAGCCAAGGGUGGCUAUAGGGAAUAAAGUGAAUAUAGUCUUCUAUCACUGCAAGAGUGUGAAUCGCAGGGCAAAAUAUGUAGACAGUAAUAAAUCCACUGUGAUAUUAAACGAUACAAUAUGAUAUUCAAAUUGUAUCCAUAAGGAUCCAUGGAUUACUUAAGAUUUAUACACUUGAUCUGGUUCAAGUUGUCUGUGAUCUGUCUUACCUUUUUUUUUUCCUCAGGCAAACAACCUCAGCAUAGAUCAAGAAAUUUAAAUCAAGGGUGUUUUGGCUGAUCUAGAUCAUAAGACUCCCACAUGGCUCUUCAUUGCAGUGAUCGACUACAAAAGAUUUCUUUCAGAGCCAUGUCCUUUGCAAUUGUCACAUUAUAGGCCUGAUGAGUAUUUUUGAAUAAAUGUUCAUGUCUCAAGUGAAUAAAAAAAAAAGUAUUGCUGGAAAUUGAUGAGUAAUGAUAUUAGUAUCCAAUUACUUCUGCUCAUAAAUGACCAUUAUAAAAAGUUUUUUUCUCCAUGUUGAGUUACGUAGGUCUUGUUUUGAGUUUUUUUCUGUCAUCAUGCUUCUUAAACUUCCAGUAUCACAGCCACAGCAGCCAGUAUCGGCGCUGCAGGUAUCCCACAGGCUGGGCUGGUCACCAUGGUGAUAGUACUAACAUCUGUCGGGCUACCAACUGAUGAUAUCACUCUCAUCAUUGCAGUGGAUUGGGCAUUGUAAGUAGUCUGAAACAAACUUAUACCUUAGAAAAAUACACCUGAGCCCUGUCGUCUUCAUUUUCAUUUAAUCAUAAAUAUCUGAGGAUUCUGACUCAUUCGUUUUCUCAAAUGUCUUUCUCCUUACAGAGACAGAUUCCGUACAAUGGUGAAUGUGAUGGGAGAUGCUUUGGCCACAGGUAUCAUGGCUCACAUCUGCCGGAAAGACUUCAUGAAAGAGGGCGAUGGGGUGAGUCUUUUGUGCUGCCUUAUGACUAGAAAAGCAUUUUUCUGUACAAUAAGUAACUAAAGUGAGACUUGAACAAUUUUCCAAAAACAUUUUCAAAGGAACUUUGUUGUCAUGGAGGAUCUUUUUAGAUGCCUCAAGUUCAGUAAAAAAUAAGGGUAAAUCAAGCUUUCACUUGCCUUUGUUUACAAGGGCAUCAUCAAUGGUGUGGCAAGUUCAAACAGAGGGCUGCUGUUGACUCAAGCACAUCAAAAGUUUCCACUGUUUCUGAUGCCUUUGUCUUUGAACUACCAAAAGAAAACUAAAGAGCUACUUUCUAAGUCAAACAGAAUCAGCAGAGUACUGAGCAUAAAGAUGAGCAGUGAAAUCUGAGUCUGGACUGUGGCCAUGUCUCAAAACCAGAGAAACACAUUCUGGGAUUAUGCCGCCAUCCAGGUAUCUCAUGUUAUAAGACUUAGGGCACUAUUUUCGUGCCCGCCGGCAGCGCGGCGGAGGGUGAUCCCUGGUAAGGGGAGGUGUCGACAGAAUCGGCUGGUGCAUUGACAUUUUUGUGCUCGCCGGCGGCGUGGGAAGUGCGCUGCACCUCACCAUAAAACCUGGUCGGCUUUAAGCGCAGGCGGAGCGCUGCUGGUCUAGUGGUUUUUUGGUGGACCAGCGGCAUAGUGCGCAUAUGGCACCGAUGCCUCACAGGCAGGUUUCCACAGUGUCAGGCACAUUUCAGUGCAAUAGAUAAUCAACAACAACUAAUAAUCUGAGUCAGCACAUACAUUUAGAUCUAUAUAUUCUCUAUAUUCUCUGAUCUACAUCUGAUUUGAUGAAGUUAACAAGAUAUGUAAUUCGUCUCCGUCCUUUUCUUUCUUCCUCUUCCUCUUAUUUCUCGCGCAGCUCGACCUGGACAUGUCUCCGUGUCUUCUCCCCGUCCUGCUGCUGCGGCGGCUGAACAGAUGAUUUAUUUUAGUGAUCAGAUGAGUUAUUUACUUUAAGCCUACAUACGAAGAUUAUAAUAUCCAGUUGCGUGAGUCAAAUUUAUUUUAUAUGCCUACAUCUAUGAAAGAAAGAGCCAGACCACGAAGCGCAAUGCGUCCUUUACGCACAGAUGGUUCUGAUUUUAAUGCCAUCAUUGGAGUUUAUGUUGUGGUUUGUGCACACAACCCACCUUUGUCACGUGGGGUUUAAAUAUAUGCAACUUUAUGUGAUUGUCUUUAUUUGUGGAAAAGGGUGUUUGUCCAACCUUACACACAUCAAAUCCACUUGUGCUUAUAUGAGACAGUGUAGAGGACGCCCUCUGCAGCGUUUACAGCGACACUUGUUGAGGAGCUGCCUUCUGUUGCCAUCGUGUGGCAUUACUGUCUUCAGACAUCUCUUGAUCUCUUUGACUACUUCACAAAAAUUGUAAUACACCUCGCCGGUGGCGGAUUAAAGGUGAGGAGAGGCGCUGAUCUGAUUGGUGAAAGCAGGUCUCGGCUGUGUUAAACCCACUCCACGCCCUCUCUACAACUUAUGCUGCUGGGAGGAGCUGAGUUAGGGAGGGGGGAUACUUACGCCGGGCUGCGCUGCUCACCAAAGUAUCAAAAUGUGCUUGGGCACGCCUUGUCGGCGCGGCACACCUGACUUAUGCCGCGCCACAGGCAGGAAUGAAAAUAAAGCCCUUAGGGUCCAGCACUGAAACACUAUCUAAAUGUAUGAAUUAGCUCAAAAUGUCUCAAAAUUGAAAUUCUAGUAGUCAGUAAGCCUUUGCCCAGCUCCUUUUAUCAUGUUGCAUCCUUUUUCACAGCCUGUUUCCUUUUCCCUUAUCUGUGACUCUUUUGGUUCCCCUACAGGUGCCUUUAAUUUGUGAGCCCAAACCUGUCAAUAGCCCCCCACCUCUGAUGAACUGCCACAACAACAAUGGAAAUUUCCGGCCCCUGUCCUCAGGGGGCAAACAUGACCUUAUCCCCUCUGAUGUGGCACGGCUGAUGCAGCUGGAGGAGGGCGUUCGGCCACAGAAUGAGAGGAGGAAGCCUCCAAUUCCCCCGCGACACCUGAAGAAGAGCAAAGAACACUGCACUGUAGACAUGAAUGGCCUUGAGACCAACGUAUAGCCUCUGCUUGAAGUUUUACGGAUUGUCUGAUAUGCUGGUCAGUAUCUGGGCAGGCAAGAGCUCAGCAUCACUUGCUUGGUUUGUCAGCUUGUUAUAG
This is a messenger RNA of Xyrichtys novacula (pearly razorfish), 57902 nucleotides long. The record is from the annotation of a GenBank genome assembly. Lineage: Eukaryota; Metazoa; Chordata; Actinopteri; Labriformes; Labridae.